GAUAUCCUGCUGGAGCCUGCCAAUAACAGCUCGAGUUUGGAGGCUGCUCGUACUACAGAGCCACACUGAGGUCUGUGCUGGGAAAGCAGGCGGACUGAGUGAAGUGUUCGCUUUCUGCCCGGGGAGAAAUCACAGAUACACACGGGGAGGUAGACGUCAGGAGCGGAUAACGGCGUCGACUAGAGGGGACUCUUUUGUUAAAUCCUCCAGGUGGCAUUAGAUUUUGCGCACUCUUGCUGCUGAGAGAGCUUGGAUUGGAGUCUCCUUUCCUUCUUGCAAAAACCCCAGAGAAAGCAACGCGCGCACCUGGACAGAGAAGCGGUUUAUUGAGUGUUUUGUUGGUCAUUUCUGCUGGAUUAUCACUCCACAUAAACGCACAAGUGGCAAACCGACGGCGAAGUCAGAAGUAAAGGAUUACAAUCGUAAUUUAAGCCCGCAGUGGCUGUUUGCGCGUCUUCCCCUGUGAGCCGGUAUCAAAGUGCUGAUAAAUCAUCUGUACCUGGACUUUGGAGCUCCUUUUUCUUCCUCUUCUCUGAGCUGCACUUGACAGGAGGAGCAGCGCUGUUGAAAUCCGCGGAGACCUCAUUUAAGCAGCUGAAGAGGAAACAGAGAAUCCGGCGAAAAUGCCUCUUGCACAGAUUGCGGAGCCAUGGCCCACGAUGGAACUAGUGCAGCUCGAGACCGAGGUAAUGAGAGGUGACGUCUCUGUGCACGCGCUGUUUGACCGGUUUGAAAUUCAGAUGGUUCAGGUGAAAUUAAAAAUGGCGAGCGACGUGAGAAUGAAGGUGUUCACGAGUCACCAGUUUGCAGACAAAGUCAAAGUGAAGUUGAAAUGAUAGAGCUGGGUUGACUUUGAAGCUUUACUUUGAAACAAACAGACUAAAACGAGGGUGAAUUGGUUUAAUUGAUAAUUCAUCAUAUUAAUCCUGGAUUAAUUAAGUGUCAGAGUGGGAUUUAAUGUAUUAUUUUAGGUGCAGUUUCCCCAGUUUGCCUGGUUACUGUAAUAAUGACAGACAAGCCAGUACAAAAAGUGUCUUUUAAGAGCUUGGGUCAAGAAAACUUCUCUCCUUUCUCUUCCUGGAGCUGGUGUGGGAGCUGACGACUGAUAUCGUUUUUUCUAGGACCGAUAUAGAUCAUUCAGGAGGCAUAUUAUCGAUAUUGAGAACCUAUAUCCAUUCACAGUAGAAGGUGCUGAAACCAGUCGUUCAUAAAAGAAAAAGGAAGGAGAUAAACAGCCUUCAUUAUCAGCUACAAAUUUUUAUAGAUGUAUUCGUAGCAAUAAAAGUUGAGUUUUUCUCUCUGCACAACUUUUACAGCUCAUGUGUGCAUUGACCAUUUUUACAGACCUUUGAUUUCUUACAUCAGAGCGGGAUUAGAUACAUUAUUUUAGGCCUUGCAGUUUCUUAGGAGGUGCAGUUUCCCUAGUUUUUCUGGUUACUGUAAUAAUGACAGUCAAGCCAGUACAAAAAGUGUUUUUUAAGAGCUUGGGUCAAGAAAACUUCUCUCCUCUCUCUUCCUGGAGCUGGUGUGGGAGUUGAUGGCUGAUACUGUUUUUUCCAGAACCGAUAUAGAUCAUUCAGGAGGCAAUAUACAUACUGAUAUCCAUUCACAGUAGAAGGUGUCAAAACCUGUCGUUCAUAAAAGAAAAAGAAAAGAGAUAAACAGCCUUCAUUAUCUGCUACAAAUUUUUAUAGAUGCAUGUGAAGCAAUUAAAGUUGAGUUUUUCUCUCUAGCAACUGCACAACUUUUACAGCUCAUGUAUGUAUUGACCACUUUUAUAGACCCUAGAUUUCUUACAUCGAUAAAGUAGUGGUGGUUUUCGGCUGAACUUUAAGCACGAUAGAGUGAGGAGUGAAAACAGAACCAAAGGGAAAGACACAACUUUUUAAUCGUUUAAAUUUACCUGAGAUCCCUAAUAUCAAACAACCACAGGCCUGUGCAUGGUCAGUAAAAUGUCAAAUAUAGGCCUUUAAUUGCUCGGCCAGCCUGAUAAUUGGCCAAGCUGAUAAUCAGUCGACCCCUGCUCUUGUGUGAGUUCGUUUCAAAGCUCAUAGCUGGGGGGAGAAGAGCUAAGAGAAGAGAAGAGCUGUGCGACCUAAAGGAAAUGUACAGAUUCAUCAUUGCUGCCUCACUGCUCCUACCUUUGAAGUGGUUUCCAGUGCCUGCUUCUGUGAGUGGCACAUUAAAAAGUCAAUAAUGUCUAACCUUAAGUUUGACUUCAGGAAAACACAUUGCAAAAGUAUAUUCCCCCUUCAAUGAUCUACAAAAGCUUUAAUGCACACCCAAUUUCAAGCUGCGGAUUACACUCUGAGUGUCGACUUGAAUAAAAUUAGCAUAUUUUACACUUUUCAUCAGUUAAAGCUCCUAGGAAGAGUUUUUUGAUGUUUACAAAAUAGACUCAAAUUCAUUAUGAAGCUUUUUCAUGAUGUCCAAAAACAAACAAGACCAUUAGCUACAAGGCUGAUGAUUUUGUUUUGGAAUAUUUAAUACCUGAAAGUGGUGCAAUGGGGUAGGUGUCAGCUAAUCAGUCGAAUAAGCAGUCCUGAUUUCACAAUUUGCAUGUAAAAUACUGAUAGGGGAUGGCGAUUGUCAAAAAUCAGCAGGAUGAGGUUUGAGGACAAAAUUAACAAAGAAAAUCGAGACAAACCAAAAGUUUCUUAAAGGAGCUUUGACCUCAAAUGUGUAGAGUUAAGAGUGGGAAAGUGAGACAGAUUUGAGACCUUAAGAGUGUGUAUACCCCUCUUCUUCUUCUUCAUAAUUAUUCAUGACCCUUCAGCUGUCUCUCAAACAGACUGGAUGACUGGUGGCUAAACAGCCUUCAUAUCAGUUAAGAUGAGCGCACAUGGCCAGCAUGAGAGCAACCUGUUCCGUGUUAUGAAUUGCCUCAUUUUUUAAUUAAACUUGCACCUACAAAUGAGCCAAGUGAGGUGUUAUUGCGUUUGCAACCUCUCUAAUAAAAAGCUCCAUGCACAAUAUUACAUUGUGCUCAAUCAAUCUUACAAGAGAUCAGUCUGACUGGAGAAAAAGACUAGUUAUGUCUGUUCCUGCCUGGUGGUGAACUUCUUUCAUUUGAUGAGAGUUCAAAUGUAAUAAAAAUGGAAAAAAGGGCAGAGGAAUUGAGUGAAAAAUGAUCGCUUUUACUCUCUGAUUCUGAAGUACUAUAUUGGAUUAAAGGCUGAAUCCAGAAGCAGCAAAGGCUUAUUUAAUUUAGCCGUGUAAUUAAUUCCAAGAGUACGAGCACAUGCGAGGAAGUAGACAUUAUUGAUUAUGCAGUUGUUGCAUUAAUUGUAGAGCAGACAGAUGUUUUCACAAGUGCUUUAUGAUGAAUGAAAAACCUGUAGAGGAAGCACUUAGCCAUUUAGAAACGGUGUCAUCCUGACUUAGUUUCUCCUGCAGACUCCACUGUUUACAGUAUCCUGCAGCAUAUGAGUUGGCUGGGUAGCAUAUCACAACUGAACAGAUGGUAGUGCGGAGCCUGUGAAGAGCGCAAAGUUUCAGACUGCAAAAAUACACAGCCUUUGAAUUCGCAAAUUGGUGAGAUAAUGGCAAAAAGAAAAACAGUAUUCAUUUGUAAAUAUCAUGCGGCUUUUAUCGAAAAAUAUAAAGCAUUAUUUUGGGUGUCACAUGGAAGCAUCUGGGGCUGGAAUCCAGUUUGUGAAAUCAUUUUGUUCGCACCAGAAACUGCAAUAUGUGUAAUGCAUCAUUGUCGCAAACCUUCGAGCCAUCUGUACACUUAGCAAAAGGGAGAGAGAGAGUUACCUCAGGGCUGAGACUGAGCAAUAAGUGUGAGUGUGACCCGAGGCGAUGCCAGUUUAACAUGUUUGGAGAGUCAAACGGGAAGCACAUCUUUCGGAGCGGUCGCACACGUGCAGAUGGGACAGACGGAAAACACUUCAGGACAAAUUUGGGGAAUAAAAACCAGAUGAAAACUCAAAAUCACCCCCCUCAAAAGAACACCACUCUCAUCAGCACAGACGACGUGCUAUGAUACGACAGCUGGUGACAAGUCUGCUUCCACAUUGCACAUUACAUGAGCGCCUGUGUUUGGAAGCAGACAAGGUGUCAUGAAUGGAAAUCAGAUCAACAGCCUUUUGUGCUGCAGAUUUGUGGCAAAGCAGGCUGGAAACGUGUAAAAAGAGCUAUUCACAAACGUUUGUUUGAUUGAACUCUUUUAUUCAUCCCCAAACCACGUCUGUUAUGAAUUGACUUGUCAGUGAAUCAUCUCUGAUGAAGCCUCUUCAGUAAAUCAUGCAGAUCCCGUCCCAGUUGAGUCAGUACCACCUGCAUCGACCAAUGCUAUCAUUGUUCUCUUUAAACUUGAGAAACGUUCGCUGGAUUUAACAAGGUUUAGAAGAUGCUUGAGGUAUUUAGUAGUUAGUUUGGUGCUUUUUUUGUAUUCAUAGAGCUGAUUAUUCCACCUCAUCUCUCUGCAUCUUUAAUAUGAGGAUUUUAUGCCUCAAUGCUGGCAAAAGCUUUGGCCAGAGGCGCUCUUUUUCCAGCUUGUCUGUCUAUUUUUCCAACUGUCCCAGUGUCCUAGUGCAACCCAACUCAAUUGUUUCAUAUUGCACUGUGAAAAUAUUGCAGAACAGGAUGAGUGCAGUGCACAGUCAGUCUUUCACACCCUUGUAUUAUAUUUUAAGUAUUUAUUUCUACUACAUGAACUCUGUUUUAACCCAGCGUUGCUUUCUAGUGCCUCAAAGAGAAAUCGGGGGUGAAAUCGUAGCAAUGUGUCACUCGCAAACAGUCAGAACCAGCCCAGGGCUCAACACAAACUUUCCCAUUGGUUGCCAGGUUUCCAAACUGGAACUCUAGUAGCAGUUUUUAUGGGAAUAAAUCAGAGCUGGAACAGGAACCAAACCAGAAUCUGUAGGUUUUUGUAACCACUGAACAUGCUGAGCCUUAAUAGAAGGACUUAAGAAGCCUACAUACAGAAGCGAGUUUCUUCACUUAUUAUGCAAUACAGCAUGUAAAGGAGAAAGUAGGGUUAACAGAGGGAAUGCAUGCCAUGUUUGCUUGCCAGGCGUGGUCAGCAGUGCUCGCUCAGAGUACUUGAAGUUCAGUGUGUUCCUGUGCACGCACGCACGCACGCAGGCACGCAGGCUUAGCUCCAGCUUAUCUGGGCGUGACCUGGAGAACACCUGAGCAGGGCUGGGCGGACAUGUGAUAACACAACACUUUGCUUGAUAAGUGCUCUUACAAAGUGGCACCCCUUGUGACUUUAAGUCUAAAAAUUGUAAAUAAGUAAGUCUUAAAGUUGUAAAUACAGCAUUAUUUGUAGGGGGAUGUGGUGUUGAAGAAGUAAAAACUCCUUUGACACACUGGGGCUGCAGGGGUUAAGAACAAACCUUGUAACACCCUUUUGAUAAGAAAGCUGGAAAUGGCUUUUAUCCAUUUUCUGGGCAUUGACCAAAAAGAGGACAUUUGUAAUGUGACCUUCUGUCAAUACUCGGUGCAAAGUGAGGUUACGAGAAAUUUUGUCAGAUAGGAUUACGGGCACAGACAUGAGUGUAGCCAUUGUAUUUCUUAGUUGCCUAGUUACAGGGCAGUGCUGCUCCAAUCUGGCUGUUAAAACACAGAUUGUCUGUUAGACACACACCACUACAGUGCUCUUAACAUUGUUUACUUUUCCAGAAUAUGAAGCAGAAAUUAAAAGUUGUCCUUCGUUGCUCUGGCUGUAAAUCUUUUGCAGCAUUCCUGCGGUCUGCACAUUCCAUCUUGUGUGUGCAUUAUUUAGGCACACCUCGCAACAGCGUUUUUGAAUUCAAUCGAAUCACGUCUCUUUUAACUCUGAGCAUACUCAUGUGGUUGUUAUAGUCUGUGUGCAUGUCUGCGCUCUCAUUGAGGAAGCCCAGAGGAAGGGAAGCACCAUUAACUGGGCCACUUGGAUCAACCAUGCAAAGCUAAUGAGGGCAAAAUGUGUUGCGAGAGGCAACGUCGCGAAGGCAUCGCUGACCAACAACACACGCACACUCCUGACGGUUGAACUUACACACAUACGGUCAGAGUCACGCUGCUUAUCUUAAACAUACUGGGUUAGACAAAGACAGCCAACCAUGCCUCUUAGAAGGAAGAUGCAAGGAAAGGACAUUUCAGGGUGCCUCAUUUAUUGCUGGAUUUUGUAUCAGAUAAAUGCUGAUUGAUAAUAAACUGAAAAAUGACAGGUGGUAUAAAUCUGUUCAGCCGCUUAUUUGUAGUGAGACCUUGGACGAGUCCAUCAACUGCAGCGGGGUGACGCAGCUCAAGGAAGAACAUUUAUGAUCAUUUCCUCAUGAAAAUGCAAUCAGACCGAGACGCUAAAGCAGAAGAACUACCGCGUCUGCAGUGCAAAAUGAUUAAUAUGAUGAUUAUUACUUCAAGAAAAUGAUAAAGUAAUGAUCAUAAAUGUUCUUCCUUGAGCUGUGUCACCCCACAGCAGUCCAUAAUGGACUGGCCUGAGCUCUCCAUACAAACAAGCGGCUGCUGGAAGAGAGUAGGUGAGUUGUGUUUAGUUUCUCUGCUAAAGAAAUUAGACAAAGUUAAAAAGAUGUUUGGUGGCUAGUGCUGUGGCUGGGACCCUAUAUGUCCUGUUGAUGAAGUUAGGUGCUGUUCUGAGCAUUAUUUGUGGAUAUAGAGUGGCUUUUUGGUUGAGCGUGUGGCUCUCUGUAUUUCUAUCAUGCGGUUGUUACUUAAGUUGGUAUAACUAGAGAAGCAAGCAGUCGGCAACAUUCAUCUCUCGACAAGGUGCCUAACUCAGUGUUACGGUGUGUUCGACCCUAACUUAAUUUUACACCAGAAUAUCCCUUUUAAAUCUGAAGAUUUAUACCCAAAAAAGUAACAUUUAGCUAACGUUUGCGAAGUUAGAUAACGUAAGCAUUAAGACACCUCAGCAUCCAAAAAGUAAUUUCCAAAGUAUCUCAGAGUUGAAGAUAAUGGUUGGUAACUUAAAGGAAUAAAUGUGUUGCUCAGCAAGUAGCUGAACCUGGUUUGGUUAAGUUAGAAGUAUUUAAAGUUAAAUUAGAUUAACUUUUGCUUUUUGUAGGUGCCCAACAGACCCAGUUUAGCUCUUUGCUGUUGCGAAAGCAAGCAUAAGCCUGAAAAUAGGAAGUACAUCCAGUUCCAGAUGAAAUCCAGCCUCACUAUAGGAGUGAAUGUACGGUGCUGUGAAGGAUAAUGUAUAGGAUCCCCAGCGCGCCUUUAUUUUUCCUGCAUAGGCAGAGGCAGCGGCCUAACCUGUCUCUAUUCAUGCUCCUUUGACAUCUCGCUCUCACUGUAUCAUGGUAGAUUGCUGAUGCGACUGCUUGCCCCUGUGUUGCUGCCUGUGUUGUUUAGUGUGGUCUGAAGGAAGCGGAGGAAGAAGGAGGGCACGGAGGAAGUGAGUAGCCUCAGAGUUAUCCCUCAGUAAUGGAAAAACAAAGCAUGAAGCGGAAAUCGGGGAGCUGGUACUUGGCGUGUUGUGACACUUGUCCAGAAUACUUGACUCUCUAUGUAGGAGUUCCUCAAUCACUGAAAAAAAGAGGUGGUUAUAGAUUUAUUUUCACAUGGUAACUAAUGCUGGGUGAAAUAGCCUCAAAUCAGUAUCAGGAUUUGUCUCAUCUUAUCUGAGCAUUUGUAAAUACACGUUACUGACAGCUGCUUUACUUGAUGCUGAGAGCCUGUCAGUCUCUCACUCAGCUCAUUACAAUGUACUCGUCAAUCAGCCUGGAGUCCUUUUGGCUCUUGGGCCACUUCGUCAGGCAUGAGACAAAUUAAUAACAUGGGUAAACUUGAUUAAAAACUGAAGCCUGCCUUAUUAAAAACUGUACCACAAACUCCAGGGGUGACACUCUAAGAUUUAAACAAUACCUCAGACUACAAAUAAUAAAGUUAAUGUUGGCAUCAAUAAUUAGAUCAAAUGUCUUUUUAUGUCUGUAUGUGAAGUUGCCUUGAAAUGCAGGGAUUCAUUUGUCAGAUCUCUUAUAACACAAAUUGUAGAUGGACAGUAUCAUCAUAAGAAUCAGUGACAGAACAGAUCUCCUUUCACUUUGUAUGGAGAUAAUACAGAUCCAUAAACUUGGAUUUGAUUGAAUCUGUCCAGAUACAGGUCUGUACGCCUCUUUAAGUCCAGCCCAGGACUGCUGGCCUGGACCAAAACUGUUCAAACACAGAGCCAAACUCUUUAGUACACUUCCAGGGUCCAGAGCCGUAAGAUUUCUCUCUUUGCCUUUUGGUGUUUGUGUAGCCCCUGUGGACCUUACACAGGCAAUUAUUCCACAGAUAUCCCUCCUUCUCUUUUCUCCUUUUGUUGCGCUUUUGUGUGCCACAGAAUUAUACCCACAUCGUCUCCUUUGUCAUUUUCAAAGUAACCCACCCAAUUAUAUCCUAUGGUACAAAAUGUGGAGGUUGUGCGAACGGUCUCAGGUGAGCCUUUGUUUUCCAAAUAACAAUAAUUACCCCUUUCAACCUGACUUGCCAACAGGGGAACGGAUGAAGGAUGUGCGUUUGUGUCGCAGUCUAACAUUAUUAGGUUUGCCAGCAGAGGAGCAAAGUGCUAGAUACAAUGGACUGCAGCCACCCACACAGUCUUGCAAAUAUUCUUCCUCUCUUUCUCUUCUUUGUGUGACUCCCUUUUCGCUCUCUCUCUUUCUCUCUGCACACACACAGAAAAUAAUAUUUGCACUGUCACACUUUCUGACUGUUUCUCACAUCUGCUUUUUUUGACAGAAUGGGCAGAGCACUACUGAAGAUGGAGUCACGCCUGCUGUCAAGGUACAUCGCAUCUCUGAGACACACAAACUCAAAGACAACACACACACACGGAUGUGAGCCAAUAUUCAUGCAGCCUAACAUUUGAUAAAUUAAAGUGAAGACUUGGACACAACUCCUGAAUUCUUUGGCUUUUGUCGUUGCUUUUCUACGAGGGCCAAAUUCCAUCAAGAGACAAAUUCUGGUGUGAAUCUUCAUAACGAGCCAUUUCUAAAUUCUCUAAAAGAGGCAAGAGAGCCAUCAAACUUGAACAUAUCUGUGUGAAUGUGCAACUGUGGGUCAUUCUUAUAGCAAUUUAAUCAAGGGCUCUCUGAGUGCAUCUGCAGGCGAGAGCUGGAUGUGUUGAAUACAGCCUGAGUGAGCCACUGUGUGUACUGAUGUGUCUGGGUCAAUAUAAUGGGGUGGUAUUAUCACACAGACAGCAUGUCCUCAUGUGUCCUGUUCACAUCUACCAAAUUAUGCAGAAGCAAACACACACAAAGCUUGGACACACUCACAUAAACUGAAGAGCAUUGAGUCAGCCUUGUCCUGCUUUCUGGCCCGGCUCUACUCUUUGCUUCAUUGUCCGGCUCUGAAAUGCGAUCCUGUUUCCUCCUGCAGACUAUUACUCUCCGGCCGUGUUGAAGAGGAUGAGGAAAUGUUCCCUCUUGGUUAGGUUUUCUUUUUUCUUUUUUUCUACUGUCCUCGCUCUCAAGGGGGACACAGUCUGGAGAGCACGUCCUCUGUGCUUUCAGGUCAGAAUAAAGUGGUUUGGCUGAGGUGGAGCUGUGUGCUCGGGGUCGGCUGGGAAAGAGGGGUUUCAGUCAAAGGAGCAGGCACUCGGGGGCAGAGCUUGUCAGAGUCUUUAACUUCAGGUGGCAAGAGAACCUAGAUUUAGGGUGUACUUUGAAUUCUACUAUUAGUAAAGUAGGCUGUAUGAUUCAGGUUAUCUAUAUAUUGGUUAUUAACAUGAUAUGGGAACAUGCAGAAAGUAGUUUUAUCAUCACUUUAGUUGAUUUAUUAAAGCUACUGUGGGGAGAUAAGGAUAUGACACUUUCUAUGCAGUUUUUUUUAAUGUCUUAGGCCACUGCCAAGAGGUAGGUGUACAUCAUGUUAUUGCAUAUUGCAAAGGCAGACGUUUGUAUAUUUUCCCCGGCCAAAAUUUCAUUAAGCAAUCAAUAAAGCAGGGCAUACACUACAAGAUAACUGUGCUGAUUUUGGGCCUAAUUUUCCUUUUUCUACAGAAGUCAGCAAAGGCCUGAUGAGCAAAUGGUAUCUGACAGAUUAUCAUUACAAAUAUAUUUAUAAUGCGUUAUAAUCACAUUAUAGCACUGUAUAACUAUAGUUAUAAACACUCACAAAUGAUUAUAAUGCUUUAGAGCAAUAAUCAUCAUAACACAUUAUAAAGCUUUUCACCAUGACUUACAAGGUCAAGUAUUAUAAAGUGUUAUAACUGUUAACAACAGUUGCAUUGCGUUAUCUAUGUGGGCAUUGUCAGUGACUUGUGAACAGUUAUAAGUCAUUAUAAUACCUGACCUUGUAAGUCAUGGUAAAAUGCUUUAUAAUGUGUUAUGAUGAUUAUUGCUAUAAAGCAUAAUGAUCAUUUAUGAGUGUUUAUAACUAUAGUUAUACAGUGCUAUAACGUGACAUAACACAUUAUACAUAUAUUCAUAAUGCGUACAAGAGAUAGGCAUCAAAUAAAGUGCAUCCUGGAUUUUCAAUACAAACCAGCAAUCACCCACUCGACCUUUAACCUGGGUAAUUCAGUCCCCUAUUCUUGGCCAAAAUUCUGAUUCGGUAUGGUGAUUUAUCUACUGAUGCUAAAGAUUAGCGUGAUUUAAAACUAGCAUUUUAAAUGAACCCCAGUCGAAAUUGAGAAGGUUUCCAAAGAAAUGAAAUAGUGGCAAAUAAAAAUAAUAAAUUAAAAAAAAAAAAAAAAUUCUUGUAAAACUGGGGAAGUCAGCCCAUCAAAAUUAAGGUUUGAGAGGGGUCUCUGCAUCCAGGAUCUUAUUGUAUGAGAUAACAUGAAGUGAGGGAUUAAUGUGUCAGAAGAAAAGUGACUAAGCAGACUGUCAUGGCGUCCAACUUUUAGUCUGACAUGAAUGAGAUCAACGUCAGAACCGACCUGAAGUCAUUGUCUGAUGUGGCGUGAACGCUGCCUGUCAUUUCUUGGUUUGUUACAUCUUCCAGUACAGCCCAUUCACCUGUUUCCAGCUGAUCUCAGAAUCCUCUUCAGAAAUCAUACACAGACCCUGCAUUAUGGAUGAAACCGUCCCUGUAAAAUCUGUAAAUAAAGAUUAUUCAAACUCUGGGUGACAUUUUAGUAAUCACCUGAUCCACAUGACGGUGAGCUGAUACCAGUCCUGUAUGUUAGAUUGGCAAAUCCCUAAUCAUAUCACCACAACAUGCUGCUGCUAGAGGUCAAUUAUCUGAUUAUCACUCCGGCCUGGAUAAUUAUGUACAUUACAUGUCGUCCUAAUUGAUUGGGGAGUAUUUCAGUAAUCUGAUCAGUUAUGUAAUCGUGUUAAUUAGGAUGCUCUGCAAACGGGCAGCAGGAUUAUCUGCCUGUGAUUCUGUGGGAGAGAUGGAUCGGGUUUCUCAAAGAAGAUGCACCAGACAGCGUGAUAGAAUUUGACGUGAAUAUGAAGGAUUGAGUCAAAAGCCUUUAUGAGAAAUUAGUCGCUCUGACAGAUUAGAUCAUGGCUGUUGUGUAUGGGGGUAUAUCUCACUCUCAGAAUGCUCCGGCACCGUGCAGGCAGGACAGUCGAGACCAGUAUAGCUGCAGCGAUCGAUGCCAAGCUGCUGUUUAAAUGCUGGGAAUCUGAUAAUGGCUGCUGUUAUCUACUCCAGCCAUGGGAGCAACCUGGCUCCAGCAGACCUAAUGGGAGGAACAAAGAGGAGGAAGAGAGGGGGGGGGGGGAAGGGAAAGGUCUUAGAUGAAAGGAGAAGGAGAAAGUGGCUGCCCUUGUUGGCUGAACCUGUGUUAAAACUUAACGUCUUCAGAACUGAAAAAGUGGUCAUCUGUAGUGUUGAGGAUGUGUAUGUGUCUGUAUGUGGGUUUGGUGUCAGGGAGGUCAAGUUGGUCCUCUGCCCCUGGAGAAAACAUCCACACCAGUAAUGAGCCGUCUACUGUCCACUGACAGACACUCUCUGUGUCGCUCUCUUUCUGUUCGACCCUUUUACAAAGUGUAGAAAUCGCUGAAUACACAGGGGGAUUUAUUUGGCCAGCAAUGCUGCUUUUGUCCCUCCUGUGCUUUUACGGAGUCAUUAACCUGAAAGUGAAUGUGACUGCAGUAGGUAAGGCACCCUGACAAGCUUCUGUUCAUAUUUGUCAACUCUCUUUCUUUUGUCCUUUCUAUGGUAUGUUUAAGGACAAAGUGACACCUAAGAACAGCAUCAAAAGCUCUACUUCUCCAGUGCAACUAUUAUUUAUCGAUUAUAGGAAGUAGCUGUUUCUAUACUAGGUAAAAAGUCCUUGGAGGGAGAAUUGGUGCGGUGGCAGUACAGAUGCUAUGACACACAAAUGGCUGUGUUGAGAAGCAGAGAAAAGUCACAGGAGAGGUCCCGUCACAGGGGGGAAUGAUAUUACCCAGCAGUUCACUCCCUGGCAUUAAGCCAGGCUUACAAUGAUCUGCUUGCACUCAAGUGUGGAAAUUGGUGUAUUUCAACUUGGGAGAUGGAUUUACUCAUAAAGUUGAAACAACGGAUAUGACAGCUUCAAUGCCUGGAGGUGCUACAGCUGGGUGGGUUUAGGAUAAGGGAAGGUGAGAACUGUCUAUAGAGCUGCCAAAGCCAGGUGAAAAUCACUCAACUAGAAGGAUGUGACCUUUCACGAGGAUAUGAACCGAGAUAUAUCCAAACCUCCUGUGACCUCUUCACAACACAGGGGUGUGUUGACAGUCAACUUUCGGCAUUCAUUUGAAAAUGAAAUGUGGUUUUCAGUCAUUGCCAGGUGAUUGGUCGACAUCCCCACUGAACCUCCUGCUUUGACCAAUCAGAGAGUCUUACUGUUUUACCUCUAGCAUUGACUAAUAAAGUCAAGCAAAAGCCAGUUAACAACAUUACGGAUAGUAAAGGGAAGACUGAACCUGAACUGACUGACACAUUAUCUAUUCAGCCUGAUGUCAUUAACACAACCUAAACACAUUAGCCUGCUGUACUAAUGAAGUAGCUGUAAGUCUCGAUUAGCUGUGGAUUGCUUUGUUAGUGAAGCUGUGUCACUCACUCUCGAUUGAAUGAUUGCACGUCAGCCUGGUUUUAAUUAUGAACUAUUUAUCUGACACAUUAUUCAUUCAGGACUAAAUUGGCUGCUGUUAAAGUUAAUUGUAUGAUGACAUUAAUGGAAUCCUCAUCCUGGUGACAUGUUGCUUUUUCAUCGAAGUCCUGCUCACUCCAAACCAUGAGGCAAGGAGUAACAAAUACAGCAAAAUAUCCACUUUUCUGGUCUGUAAGUUUUUUCGUUUUUGCUAAUCAUGGAUGCCAAAAUGUUCCCUGCUUUGAACAUGAUAACCACAGGGGAUAUUUUCGUGAAAGUUUGAUAUCCGAGCAGCUGCAAAAAAAGAUAUGACUGAAUAAUUCAAGAUUUCCCAUGCUUCUGUAAAUAUAGGGGGAAAUUUUGAGAGCAUAUCUAACAGAGCUAUUAACUUUAAGCUUAACUUUAAGAUAUUCAUGAGAAAUAAUGUCUCUGGAUGAAGGGAGGUGGGAUAUUAUAAUGUCUGGUUGGCAUUAUGGCACAGCAUGUUUGUGCAAGGAUGAAGACCUGAGAUAUAAAGUCAUGUUCUUGCAGAUUUAUGAGGCUUCAGCUCUGGGAAACUGUGUGCAGGAUUUCUUACAUUACAUUGACAUCACAUAUCUGUAAAUGUCACAGUGUGCAACAAACGAAACAUGUGAAUGAACUAUGUGUAAGUCAAUGGUGUUGCAGGAGUAGACCAAAGAGAUUCUUUGUUGUUUCCUACCCCUGGGGAAAACUACAAAUUAAAGACACUAAAGACAUUAUGCAGAUCUCAGUCAUGAGGUGAAUUUAAUUUAACAUUUCAUUAACUGGGGCUUUGUUCAUGAUGAAUAGUCAGGUUAAGAUUCAAAGGCAGUAAGCAAUUUUUAAAACAAAUGCUGUACCUGAAGUACCCAGGAAGGAGAAAUUACACUUCUCCAUGACAGCUGGACCAAUUAGUGGGACUGUAAGUUGCAAUUAUUUUAUAAUGAGUCAAACUAGAAUGGGUAAAAACUUGUAACUCGUAAAGCCUAAGUAAACGCAUUUUUAUGUAAACAGGAUACGAUACGACACAAUAUAUGACACCACAUAACACGAUUUGAUACAAUACGACACAAUAUGAUAUGACACGAUGCGAUACUACACGAUAUGACACCAUACAAUAUGACACGGUACGAUUUGAUUAGAUACGACAUGACACAAUAUGAUACAAUAUGACAGGCUGUAUUGUGAAACGAUACAAUAUAACACAAUACAACACAUUGUGACACAAUAAGAUAUGAUAUGCCAUGAUAUGAUUCGAUUUGAUACAAUACACAACAUGAUACGAAAGAAUAUGACACGAGACGUUACAAUAAGAUACAAUACAACAUGUCAUGAUAUUAUACGAUUCGAUUUUGAUACGACAUGUCACAAUAGGAUACAAUAUGACACAAUACAACACAAUUUGACGCAUUGACUAUUUUGAUACGACACAACACAACACGAUAGGAUAUGACACAAGACAAGACGAUACAAUAUGUCAUGAUAUGACAUGGCAUGAUAUGAUAUGAAGCAACCCAGGUCUGUCCAAAUAUGUGAUGUCUUUUCCUCUCUGGACGAAGAGUUUUAUUGGUAAUAUAAAGGCAAAGAGACUGUAGUGUAUAAGACAAACUGAGGGCAUACAAGUGCCUAGAUGUGAGGCUUUUUUGUGUUGCUUAUUUUCAUGGCAACUGAUCAAUGGAGGUUUACAAAUCAACUGCCUGGUUUGUUUUGGUAGCUUGUCAGCUUUAAAUUUCUCUAUACAACACACUUUGUUGUAACCUCAGAGAAAACACAUCAAGAAAGGGUUUAAUGCUCCAAAUGUCUUGGUUUUAGUGUUGCUUAAAGUAUUCACACCAUUCCCUUAAUCAUUCUGUAAGCAACAGUGCAUGUAGUGGAUACAUUUACCCGCUGUAGUGCUUCUCCCCGUGUGUUUGUGUGUUCUUGUACUCAUCUUCUUUUCUGCCACUGUGAUUCUCACUUCAGCAUGAACUCCCACCUAUCUAGCCAGAGGGGAAGGAAGAGGUAAUACCUUUUUCCAUUGGUGUUGCUGACAUUUUUGUAGCCUGUAAUGUUGAUGAUGGCUUCUCUCUGCAGCUAUAGGUGCUGAGCAACAGCUAUCCGUGCUUCACAGACUUCACAGGACACAGUGGGGGGGAAGAGGGAGUGAGCGAGAAAGGGGAUUGUAAAGAACAUGAGAGGAGAGGGAACACAGAGAGGAGUACAUAUAUCAGCUGAGGAAGCGCAGAAACAAAGCAAAUUAUUCUUCAGUUGAGGACAGAAAAUAAUGACACAGUUAAAAAUAAUGUGACUGCAGAGAGACUGGGCUUCCAUAAAACCGAAACGGGGGUUGUUGCAAAUUACUUCAGGUGCUCAUUUUGAGUCCCUUGCAAAGAUGAUGAGUGGAGUAGAAGCUCACAAACAUGUCUGUACUUCUGGUUGAUCUUUCUUUACCCACAGAUCCUUGUGCAUGUGUUUAUCAGAAGGACAGGCUCAGCAGCUCUCGGUGGUGACCGACUCCAGCGCUGAUUAAAUAUUUACCAGUGGUGAGAGUGUGUAGGCAGGGAUUGCAGCUUACACGAUGAGCUUUUUGACCUCUAGGGCUACCGUAGAUCACUGCAGGGCUGGCGAGUCAGGAAAUGGGAAAGUCAAGGCUGCGUAGCCCGGCGAUGCAUGUGUUUGUGCAAGCAUAAGCCUCUCUGUGUGCACAUGCAUGGUGUAGGCAUGGCAACUGCUCUCGCUUUUCUUCACAAACCUGACCUCGCACUUGAUUUUUGUGGCAACCCCCACCCCCUCCCCCCUCCACACAGAGACACCGACUGACACACACACACUCACACACACACACACACAUACACACAUAGAUGUUUCACUGAGCUGUAUUAUCUGGAAAUCCUGGAUAGAGUGAAGAUUAUACAGGAAGACGCUCCCUAUGACUUAACACACUGGUGUACAAUCUGUGUUCAGUGGUUAUCCUAAAGCUCUUGUUGUUUGUGUGUUGGAGUCAUUUGCACACAUGAGUACUGUCCUAUAUUAUGAUGAUCUGGGUGAUAAUGCUUCAGAAGUCACACUGGAGUUACACAAGAAAACUCCAGUGUAGCUGUAUAUUUACUAGAAAGAGUUCCAGUCUGGGGUUUCUGCUGGAAAACUAACAAGCACAUUGCCAAAUAAGUCAACUAUCCCUCACAGGGAUGCCUGUAUUGUUUGCAAGCUUAUUCCUGCUGCCAUCUUUCCUCCCUGUGUCUGUCGGUAAUGGGGAGCACUUUCUUUUAGCAGGCGAAGUUCAAGCAUUGCUCCUAUGAGAGCUUUCAAUCGGCUUAAUUUACUGAACUCCCCUCAGAGGGACAGAAGGGCUGAAAGACAGAGGAAGAGAAAGAAAACAGGAGUAAAUUUUUUAUCCCUCUGUCUCUCUCUGUUCCUCUCCCCCCUGCUUGAGCUGUCUCCUCUCCUCUUGGCUCAUGCUCCCGUAGGGGCUGUUUGUAUUUGUGCCUCCUGAUGAGAAGCAUCCCAUCCUUUUUACAGCUCGCUCUCUUUGCCCCUUUGAGUUUUUGCUGAGUAAUAGUGAGAAACAUGAAAAGAAACAGGGCUUGUUUGCCUGGAGCUUAAACUGAAGCUCAUAUUUGUGGGUUGAAAUGGGUCAGAAUUUAUCCCGAGAAGAGUAUAGGUUUUAGACUUAUAGAUUUGAUUUCUUCUGUAUUCGGAUCUUCUGGUCAAAUCAUGUUUUCAUCCCACAAAGUGAUGCUGUGACUUUAAUGCCAGGAAGUCUGUGGCACAUUGCCUGUAAUCUUUGGCAGCUACAUGCAGAAUUGAGCUCGCUAAAGGGUGAACUGUCAAGCACGCUGGCUCCUAUUAAAAUCUCUCAACAUCGUCAGGACUUUUUUUGUUUCAGCAGCAAAUCAGAGCAGCGUUGCUUAUAAUAUGGCAAGGUAAUGCUUACUAGUUCAUGAUUUCAUAGCUUUAGCUUUAAAGUCCCACUCCGAUCCCAUUUACUACUCAGUGGUCUUUAAAUUGUGAUUAUGAAGUUUAUUGCCGAAAUCACGUUUCCUGUUUUCAAGGGCGUUUCUUCUGCAGAAGUCUAGUAGAUCAUUAGCAAUUCACCUCUGAUUCGUGGGCAGAGACAGCGCUGCUCUGCAGACUCGCCUUCACGUUAGCUUGCAGCCUAACAUUACCUGUGCGGCAGAAGUGGCAGGUAACAUAGGAGUCAAUUCAGCUCUCGGACACUAAUGUCUUUAGGGACAUGAUGAAAGUUGGUAUCAUAAUUAGCUUUCUUACGAGCAUUGCAAUCCGAUAACACACACACUUGUUCUGCGAUCGUCCUCUGUAUUUCUCCUCUAUAUGAAGAGUGUGGCCUGCAUAUAGAGGGGCGGAGCUUGGAUUGAUUACAUAUGAAAUCUCACUGUAUCUUAACCUGCCGUUUGGGUCUGCCAGAGAGUCACAGCAAUUUGAAUGAAGAGAUACUCAAAAAAGCAAUUUCACAUUUAUAGUUUUCUCAUGAUAUGUCCUGUAUCAUCAGAAAAAUGCCAUAUGAACAUGUAGACAACAAGAAAAACAUGAUUUUCAUUGAAGUGGGUCUUUAAAAAAAAUAUAAGCUAGUGUUUUUCUUCUCAUUUAUUUAAUUUAAGUGUAUCAGUCUUUAUAAAGUUCAUGAAGUUUCAGUGUAGAAGAAACUGUAAACUUUAACCAUGAAGAAUCCCACUGUAAACACUGAGAUGUUACUGUAAAUCCCAGCCUAGAGUGCCAGAUAGCUUGCUACACGAACACAUACUCUUCGGUUUUCUUGUGUUUAAUAAACAACCUGCCACCGUCUGAAUAUGGCAUUACUCCUGAACCAUCUGCUGCUCCUGUUUGCCAAGUUCAAUUGUGUGCCAAGAAAUAUUUGCGUAUCCUCCGAUGAUCAUAACAGCAGACCUUCACAUUAUCUGAAUUUUAUUUUAUCUUAUUCUUUGAAAUAUAUCAACAUGUUCUUUUUUUUUUUUUUUACUCCCACCUUCAAACAACCAUGUGCAAGUGACUCAACCUCUAGUCAUUUCAGUUGUGCAAUAGGUAAUCAGGAUUCUACACAAGGUAGCUUUUAGGUAUGACUGUGCAUAACUGGAUGACUGUGCAAAAGUGGCUUGCAUUGUCAGUGGACCCUUAAAAGUGUAUUAAAGGUUUUAUGAUUCAGUAAACUUAAUAGACAGAGGAUUUGCUGCAGAGAUCCUGUGCUCUGUUGGGUUUUUGCUGGUUUGCACAGACUCACCAAACAUUUCCAUCACUGGAAAGCGUCAAACAUUUCUUCGAAAACCUGAUCAUCUUCAUCUUGCAGUGGAGUGUAAAAUCUCUCCAGGAGGGGUGAUGCAUUAUGCUCAGCAUCUGCUUGGCUUUAAUCCCCAGUGAGCAGAGAGAGGCCUGUAUUAACAAGGUUUGGACACGCCUCGGAGCCUGACAGAGCUAAACACUUCACAUUCCUCCGCAGGGUUAGAGGGAGGCUUGUGAAGAGGGGGGAGAGGCUAGAUAUAAAGAGUAUAGAGCUCAUUACACCACCCCAGACUCCAGGAUGUAGCCUAACAUGCACUUAAGGUGUUAGUGUCUCAUCAGUGCACACAGAAGAGGUGUAUAAUAUGGGUGCUCUGUCCUGAGAUCAGUCUAACUUCAAGCAAAGGUUCAAAUAGAAAAUACUCAGUUUAUACUAUCUGUUGCCAAAGUUAUUCCUAAAAUGCUGCAGCUGUUCAGAAAAGUUCAUGUCCAGCUUGUAAAAUAUGUUUUGUAAGCGUUUUCAGGAUUUUAUGCACACUUCCCUUUCAAAAUGUGAGUUUGGUUGUUUCGGUUGAAGCUUUGAGGUCAACAAAAACGUCAAGUUUCUACAUUUAAGUGAAGGGAAGUGCUGUUGUCAGCACUUUGGCACAGACUCAGAGGUGACAUUGCUCGUGUCCAACGCGGAUGUGGCUCCAGCACACUCGUAAACACAUGCGUAAAUGCACAAACAAGCACACACAUCCUAAGAAUAGUGAGUAAGUGUGUUAGCUCCUGGCUCGUGGGUUGGUAUUUUUACAACAUACUUUACAAACAGCUCUAUUAUCGUAUCAUUCAGCCGUCUGACAGCAUUGUCUUGGAUUGCAUUUAUAUGUGUGGCUGCAGGUAUCUCCAGUGUCACUGGCGCACAAACACAGGAUAUAGCACUGACAGACGGCGGUGCUUAAUGGCUGUCUGCCUGUUACAUAUCAUUUUUUUCAUGCUGGAGUGCUCAUCUUCUCUCACUCGUUAAUGUGUCGUAGUCUAUAGUCUUCCUGCUCAAAUAUGACUCAGACUCUUAACAACCCAGUGAUUCGACUGUUUACCCGGACUAUGCCGGACUCCGAGUUGACAGAGCUUAUUGCACUUUGCUGUCCUCAUAUGAGCUCUCCGUGUUUCCUCUCUCUCCUUUUUUCCUUCCAUGGAAACAUACACUAUUACCCAUCAAACCUCUCCACCUCCUUUCAUUUCCUGGGUGUGUAAUUAGCUGCUAGUAAGCCAUCACAGUAACAAGCAGAGAUGUUCAUAAAAGAUACACCCAGGGGCGAGGAUGAGAGUGCAAAAUGAGAUUGUCAAAGAAAAAAAAAUUAGACAUUUAACACACUGUGUUUGAGGACUAUGACAGUUGUAGUUUCCAUUAUCGAAAUGUUUUCAAAUAAAGCAGACAGCAUAUGAUGGUUUGAUAAGAUGUCAGAGGACUAUACUUCAGAAAAAUGUGAUUUAGGGAUGAAAGCUUUCUAUUGUUGGGUGAAUCUGAAGGUUUUAAAUCUAGAUCAAAGUCUGAAAAUGCAGGUAAAUAGAAGGAUCUGAGACUCUAUAAAGGUUGUGUAGACAUUUGCCGUCAAUGUGAUCCAGAUUUUCUUGCGCAUAUACACCCUCUGUUUGCACGUGAUAAUAUACCUACAGACUGGAAUAUGUGGCGUUUGUGCCUCAUUGUAAGGCUGCGCAUGUGCGUAAGCUUGGUAUCUAUGACAACAGUUAAAUAAAAUGAGUUCCAAUACUUCAAAUUUCACCCAAUUUGCAAAUUUAUCUGAGAUUUCAUGGACUCCAAUGAUGUCCCAUCUGAUAAAAGUCGAAAUAACAGAAAUUGAUCUUGAAAAUCAGAAAAAUUGCACAUAUAGAGCCGACAGAAAGACUCUCUCUUUUGACUUGUAGCCGAAACACAUGCAUAGGUGUCCCUUUAAGAUGCAGGAGUCUUGGUAAAAGUGCACCGGAGAGGGGAUCUUUGGUUGGACCAGAGGAAAAAAAAAGAGAAAUCACAGCACUUGUAAAUCUCAUCUCCUGGAGGGGGAUAAGAUUGCAAUGCGGGAACCUUUGCCUUGAAAAAAACAAUGGAUGGCGAAGCUUUCACACAGAAUUUUAGGAUAAAGAUUGCUCUGAGAUGGGGGGCCUUGCGGGCAACAAACACUGUGUUCUUGUUCUGCUCCUGUUCCAGACCAGAAAAUCAACAUGGUCUCUGAAGACCUUUGCAUGCUGUCACGCAGCUUUGGCAAGGUCUGAGAGAAGCAGUGAGCGGGCAGUGUUUCAUUCUGCAUUGUGAUUAUGCACAGCUAUGUAAUUAUAGGUCUGAAAAGCAAAUGUACUAGUUGCCCCUUAUGUGGACUUCUAUAUGAGCAUUAUCCUUGCACUCGGUCAGUAUACUUAAGUAUUUCUGUGAGUCAAAUAUUCUUCUAUUCUCGCCAACAAUGCUCUGCAAUUAGACCUCUCGCUACACAUGGUUUGAAUAAUUGUGCAAAUUAAUGAGAUUGUUGUUCCCUUUCAUGUAAGUCAGGAAUGUUAAUGGAGCUUGUGAUGCUUUUUGUGAGACGUUUGUGAAAGAUUUGACAGUAUAAGUGGUUUUAGUAUACCACUGUAGGAAAGAUGCAUGGAGGUUAAGAGGUGGGAGGUGCUGCAGGCGGACACCCAUGGACAGAUUGAGAUGAACACUCAACUGUUGCCUUUCUGCUCCGAUCAAAGUUUGAACACUUUUAUUAAAAGCUGUCAAUCAUUUCAUUUAUAUGUACGAGAAGGCAGUGGAAAAUCAAACAUCCGAACACUGAAAGUGACAACACCCAUAUAAAAUAACACCACUGCUAUGUGCCUUUAAAUAGCUCCAUAAAUGAGGCCUAUUAAUAGUGGUGAAUAAAAGGCAUGGGUGAAUAGCAGCAGGUGUUGCAUCCAUGAUGUAACCAAGGUCAGGUUUAGCACACCAGGAUUGUGGGUUUAUAAGCUAAGGCUGCACUUAUGAGUAUGUAUUUGAUUGACGUCACCAUUAGAUUAGUGCUGUGUUCAAAAAGUCAAUUUGCCUUGUUUGCAAUUACAACCAAAAAUCCACAGUCAGCUGCUAAUGCUCUCUCUGACUUGUAUGUGUUAACAGAGUGCUCUGUUUUCCAGCUGUGACUGAGCUCAAUCGCCUGUCUCCAUGACUCAUCAAAAAGUGGAUGUAGUGUGAACGUGUGUUUGCAGGGUUUGCUGUUAAAACGUUUUCUUUGUUGGUUGUUUUUUUUGUUAAAUUGUUCAGUUUCUUUCAUGUGACAAUAGAGAGCAGUCAAAGGGAAGCUAAUAAUAACCGACCUAAAAAUCAGCACUGAAGGUCAAGAAUGUAAAGCUGACGUUUGAUUGGUUAUGUAAGCAUCAGUUUGAAUGGAACAGGGGUUGAUUAGUAAUGCCCGCCAAGAGGGACGUCUACGUUUUGACUUUAAUACACUGUAUCUCUAAGCUCUCUUUGUAAAAAAAAUAAGCAUCAAAAGUUUUUCAGCAGAUGUGAGACAUAUUCUGGAGGUCAAUCUCAAAUUUGAAACUAGAUUUUAAAAGAGAGUGUGUUUUUUUUUUUUUUUGUUUUUGAUCAAAGCAGCUCAAGGUAGAGGUAGGAUUUGAAGUUUCCCCUCUUUUAAAGCAGAUGACCUUUAUAAGAAAACAGGUUGAAUAAAAACAGGAUUAAUGCACGUCGCUGCUUUAUUUGGUUUUUGUGUUAUACAGUUUCCUCUCUCAAUGAGCAGCAUCAGCAUUUACAGUUUCUAAAGUACCAAAAGAGUAAAACAAUGCUGUUUUGUGACCCAGAUUUGAUGUUGAUGCAGGUUAGUCUGUAGGAUUUUGACCGUUCAUAGAAGCAGCACUUUUUUUGAGUAUUUGUCUCUGUGCACGCUGAUUACAGUCCUCCUCUCAACAGCAGCGCACGAUGUUAGACCAUAGAAAAGCUUCUUAAGUGAUUGGCUAUGAUUGGUCCGAAUGAUGAUUCAGUGCAUAGCUACAUGAUUGUCCCCUCAGUUAUCAAAGUGUUUUUCUCAAAAAGUCUCUUUUUUUUCUGAGAGAUUAGCCCAAUUGUUUAUCUCUGUGGCUGCUUGUAAACCCUUGGAAUUAGAAAAUUGAUCCCUGUAGAUUUGUAGAUUUUCUUAUAAAAGUUCAUGAUUGAAAUCCUUAUUUCAGAGCUACACCAAUCAGAUCUCUCCAGUUGUUUCUUUUCAGCUGUGUCACUUUACCCCGAGCAUGGCAGGCUGUAAACUCCCCAAAGUCCGCCUUAAGAUGAUCCCUUUUGAGUUUGUAAGGUUUUUACAAGAGCCGAAUUAUCCACGGAGCUUUACUCUGUUUUAAAAGUAACAGAGCCAGUAUUUAAAGUCAAUGAAAAUACUGAAUAGAUCAGUUUAACUCUGAAAAAAAAUCUGUGUUUUUCUGUUUGCCUAUGGAAGCUGUGGGCUGACCUGACAAAUACCUUUAAAUCACUCAAUGACUCAAAUGACCUAUACUGGUUUUAUGGUGUGAUUAUAAAAAAAAAAAUAUGACUAAGCAGUAAGACAAAAGUUUGAAAUGUUUUUAUGUCAAGCCAACAGAACUGUGAUGGAAAACUCAGAACAACUUUGAGACUUGACUUUGGUAGAUGACUAAGUUUUAUGUUGCGAAACUAAAAACCUAAAGGACCGAGUAGAUAAAUCUUUACUGUGAAGUUUAAAGUGAACAUCUAAAAGCAGUUUUUUAGCAUUAGAUAUUUAUUGAUAGACAUUCAUCAAAGCCAAGUAACCUUCAGAGGACUGCUGCCACUACUAGUUAUGUUUAUUUUGAAUAGUAAAAACGUUAAACACGAUGUCACAGCUGCUUCAUUUACACGUCUUUGCAAACAGAAAUAAUUUAAAGCUCCUGUGAGUAUUUUUCGUGCUGAUUUGGUCUUGUCCUUUCAAAGAGAUGCAACUUGACCUGAAUAUGUCAGCUGUUAUCCAUCUUACUCAGUUGGCUCUGGCCCCUUUUUCUGCCUCUCCAUCUGCGUCCAUCACGCUGACUUUUGAUUGACUGUGUCAGUGUGAAAGGCAGCGAGCUCUGGCUCGUUCGAUUAUUUGAGGGGAGAGUAAACCUGCCCCGUCAGUCCCUUUUUUUAUUCCCGAUCAAUCAGAUGAUAACAAUUAGGGCGGUAACAACAAGUGGAAAGGACCUCUGGAUCAUGUCAAAGUGGGCUCUGGUGUUUCUGCUGGACUUAGAUGACGACAGCGAGGGAACCCUAGUGACGCACACGCAUACGUACUCUCACACACACACUCUCCAAAUGAGGAAAGGCAGCGAGGCUUGAAGAUGCCCCCCUUUCACGCUCUCUGUCCCACAGCCACUUAUCAUUUUUCAGCUCGUUCCAACGCCGCUUCCUCCUCUCCACCUCCUCCUCCUGCUUUAUCUCCCAUCUUCAGCUUCACUUCUUUAAGUCCCAUACAUCAUUUUGUCUUGUAGUCCAGAUAAAACACAGCUAUUUAACAAUCUGUUUAGCAGGCGACCUUGGCUUGGCUGUCCUGCUCCGUUUUCAUCCUUUCAGCUUUUUGUUCUGGCAAAGUUUCUGAGACAAACUUCUCCCGCUUUUUCAUCAAGUUCGACUCUCCAAGGCGAGGACAGACUCGAAUCAACCUUUUGUAGCAUUGUAAAAAGCUAGUUUUUCAGCAAGGCUGCCAAGCCUCACAAAAAAAGAGGAUGUUUGACAUUGUGACGCUUGACAGAGUGAGUGACGCGCGGCAAAUCAAAAGCUCCUUUUUAGCGAAUAUUUAGAGGAGUUUUUGGUUCAUCAGUUAUGUAUAAACAACUCUUAGUGUUCCUGCUUGUGCGCUGUAAGUUUGUCGGUUAACAAGAGCGAGGAAUGGAAAAUCAAUCUGCUUUAUUACACAAGACAGACGGACUUUGCUCAGACACACACCCACAAAACCUUCACACUCUUCUAGUUCAAAUGAAGAAAAUUACUUCAGCUUAUCCACGUGCCCGCGCGCGCACACACACACACACACACACACACACACACACACACACACACGCUCAUACAAACACUUGAACACAAUCGCUCUAAUUCUAUGGAGUGUGACUCAGGGUUUUGUCUUUAUGGUCACAGUAAUUGAGCCUCUCCAGAAGGUUUUACACAGAUUAAAAUGGCUCCUUGUUCUGAGCAAUAGCUAACAGACCUUGUGAAGUGUGUAUAUGUGUGUGUGUAUGUGUGUUUGUGUGUGUGCACGUGCCCAGAAGAUAUAAAUCAAUGAGGAGGAGGAGGGGCGAGGUUUUUGAUUGCAGUGCAUGUCAGGCUCACAGUAUCUGAAUUUAUCAUCAACAGAAUCUGAUGUUAAUGCAGCAGCGGUUUACUGUAGGCAGAUCAGGGAGCUGGUUUGCACACACACUUGCAUAGAGGCUUGGUGAUUGUUUAUGACUCAAUUACCCAGCCUGCCUAGGUGCUGGGAGAGGCCCUUAAAUCCUUAGGCUCUGUUCACUUUUCCUUUGAGUACACCGCACCUUAUCUAACCACUCUGUUUUCAUCUGAAGCACUUUUACUCAGUUUUAUGUCCUCGGCAGAUGUUUUAGACUCAUAGUGGUGUCCUGUUAAACUCAGAUUAAGAAACAAAACACUUGUACAAACCAUAAACAUGUCAUACAGUGCCACCAUACUUAUACAUUUGUAAAUUUGUUAAGUUAAGGCAACCCUGCAUUCAGUUUUAUGAAGGCUUAAUUUCAUAGAUUAAGAUAUUUUUGGCUUUGCUGGUAAAUUUAUAAACUUGGAUAACAGUAGGAGUUUUGGUAUAUCCAUUUUUGAUGCUUUUCUUGUUCAAAAACAGUUAGGCAAACCUGAUAAUUUGCUUAAGAUCUUUGUGAUUCCAUGAACAUAUGAACAUGAAGUAGUCAGCCAGUGGAAAAAAGUAGCUCACUUUUUCCUUUAGACUUAUCAUAUCCUAUUGUAUUGUAUCAUAUCGUAUCGUAUCGUAUCAUAUCGUAAUGUAUUGUAUCGUAUUGUAUUGUAUCAUAUCGUAUUGUAUCGUAUCAUAUUGUACCGUAUUGUCUCAUAUUGUGUCGUAUCGAAUCAUAUCGUAUUGUAUCGUAUUCUAUCAUAUCGUAUCGUAUCGUAUCAUAAUGUAUUGUAUCAUAUCGUAUCAUAUCGUAUUGUAUUGUAUUAUAUCGUAUUGUAUCAUAUCAUAUCGUAUCAUAUCGUACCGUAUUGUCUCAUAUUGUGUCGUAUCGUAUCAUAUCGUAUUGUAUCGUAUUGUAUCAUAUCGUAUCAUAUCGUAUCAUAAUGUAUUGUAUCAUAUCGUAUCAUAUCGUAUUGUAUUGUAUCAUAUCGUAUUAUAUCGUAUCAUAUCGUACCGUAUUGUCUCAUAUUGUGUCGUAUCAUAUCAUAUCGUACCGUAUUGUCUCAUUUUGUGUCGUAUCGUAUCGUAUUGUAUCGUAAAGAUUUAAUCAUUUGAUAGAGAACACAAAAUUGCAUAUUAAUAAUAAAAAUGUAUAAAUAUUUUGAAGGAGUUUUACAUUCUAGCAAGAUUUAAACUUUUGACACAGACAGAGUGACCACUCUAGGCUGUAUGAUUCAUUCUCUACACAUUACAGGGAAAUCAUUGAUCUUAUUUUUAAGUAAAAUAUGCUGCUAUAAAACAAAAGCCACGAAGAUAGUCAGCAAGAAACAUCAAAAAGAGGAAAACAAUCUUCCGACAAUUAUUUGGAUAAUUGGUGAAACAUGAGGAGAAAUAAUUUAAUGCACCUGCAGGCACCACGUUGCUGUCAUGAUGCAUUGUUUUCCAUUUUUUCUAAGCAGCCAGGUUGACAAUAACUUCUCUUCUCUUAACGUUUUUACUAAUACAUCAAAUCCUAAAAGUUUUGUUUUGCUGAGACCUCCAACCCCCCCACACACACACAUACAGAGUAAGCAGGGGCAUACUUGCAUACUUGAUAAACACAACACAGCUUGUUAUUAAAAAUGUUUUAUAGACAGGGACAAUAGAAAAGUUAGCUGACACAUCCCCUCUACAUGUUGUUAUGUCACAGACUUACUCUUAAAGUUACAAACUUUAUUUGUCCUUUCAAAAAUACACCCAUGAACAGCCAAUAAUGUUGGUGUGUUGUGACUGUCUGGCCUUUUCAGUGUUGCUUGAUAGGGUUCAAGUCCAAACUCCGGCUGUGCCCCUCAAAAAUAUUUCUAGACUUGUCCUGAAGAGACUCCCUUGUUAUCUUGGCUGUGUGCCAACAACUCAUCAAAACUGUCUGAGUCUGUUAAGACACACAAAUCUGGUAUUGAUUCGUAAAACUGCAGGAGAUUUUUGUGAAUGGAUGCACCCUGACUGUGUGUUUGUGCACUCAGCAUGUCCAGUCCAAAUACCAGUGUGUUUCAUCAUCACACAACAAACUGAAACAACCUACCAGACUUGUACCAGCAGCCCCUCAGACUCCUGCUCCAUCCAUCUUUUCACUUCUUCCCCUCCUCCAUCCAUUCAUGGCUGCUAUGGGCCUUGUUGUCAUGGUUACUGUGUCCUUGCAGUCGCUAAGCCCUGAUUGUGCCGCCAAGAGCAAAAAGGUUUAUGAUAACACUAAUACACACAAGAGAAGAUGUGUAUAAACACACACACUUCCCAUAAAUCUACAGAGGUCUUCUGAUAUGGAUUUUCAUUUAUGGAUCGCUUUGGCAUCAGUCGCGUGUGGACAUAAACGGAGCAACAUGCACAGACACGCACAGACACACACAGGCACUAGUUCAGCAUAUACACACAGGGCUACUCGGCUAGUGUCAUCCUCAUUAAUCAUCUAGCGUGUGCUUGCGGGUUGUCUCAUAGAUAAGUCUGCGCUUUCUGAAAAGGUCUCUGAUAUUAGAGCUUCAUUUUCAGCUUUUAAAGGCUGUCAUAAAAAAACUAACUUCCUGGAUAAACACAGAUGAAUUCAUGCUCCUGCAACUCAGAUGUUACAGGGAGAAUCCUGGCACCAAAAUCGCACACUGGAGUGCAGCGUGAGGGCCCCAAAGUGCUCUAUUUGUGAAGAUGGAGGCUGGCAAAUGUUACCUGGAAGCAUCAUAUGAAUAGUCUUUUCCUCUGAGUGUGUUUGUGUGUGGCCUUGCCUCUAGUAUCAUAUCUAGUCUCACAUAGAGGAUGCAGGGAGAUGGAGAUGGAGAGAAAAACACAGUUGCCAUAGUUUCAUACUCUCAACAACGAUUAGGAGAAUUAUUCGACCAGUUGCUCUCAUCCUCUCAAGUUCUCAUAAAUAUGGAUGCUGUUGGUGAUUAUUGCCUGCCCCUUGUUCCUCUUUCUUGGUUUAACAUAACCCCCUAGUGCCUCUUCUUUAAACGUACAUCUGAUUUUUUAAAUUUACAUUUGAUGGUUUAUUAUUACAGGAAAUGAAUAGAUGAAGAAGGGGAUCCUUGUUUUCUUUUGUUCUCUUUCACCGUGUUAUCUGUUAGUCCUCCUCAGCAGUUUGAAGUACCGCCUCCAGGACCAGAUGACCUUUGACCCCAGUAGCUAAGGCAGGAGCUGCAGUCAAUCUAUGCAGUUAAAAUCAUUUUGUUUUAAUGAUAUGCAUUAAAAUAAAAUGAUGAAAUCACAAAUUUGUCAUUUUUCUACUUUUGCAUUUAAAUACUGACGCCUGAAAAUCAUCUACAGCAAUAAAUUCACGCUUCAUUUCAUUAGCAGCCUGUUCAGCCAUCUGAGUGUAAAGAUGAAGAAUUUAAAUGAGAGAGCUGGCUUAAAGGGACAUUUCUGUCUAAAAGCAUAGACUGUAUAUAGAAUGGACGCCAUCUGCCUCCUCGCUGGGUGAAGCCACUACGAGAACAGCACCCUCUGGUGACGGGCUGCAGUAUAGGUCAUAAAUCCCGCUUCCGUCAGCAAAGCUUAUGGAGCUGUGGACAAACUUUAGACAUUUAUUACACAGAACAAAAUUUUUUCUCCCCCCUGCUUGUGAUGUUGACAUGUAGUUACUAUAAGACUGGUUUGUGUUUAAGUUCUCUUUUUUUCUGCGCAGCUCCGUUUUUAAAAGUUAUUAGGGGGUUCAUGUUUUCUUUGAUUGACACUUUAUACAGCCUAUGGGCAUUCAGGGAUUGCGUAGCUCACCCGGGGGAUACACUGUUUGAGCCAAGCGUCAUCACAGCGACUCUCUGGAUGAAUGCAUACAAUGCUACUGCGCAAUGUUGGUUCCAGUAAAUGAAGAAAAAUCCUGGAAAUACCGAGGGGUUUCAGCUUCAAAUCCGUAUACAGGCGGGAGGCGGAACCAAAAUGUCCAUAGUAUAUACAGUCUAUGUCUAAAAGUAGUUGAUUAUUAUCAGCAUAUUUAUUCAUCCCAAUGCCCAUAGGGGGCAUCAAAAUCAACACAAUAAAAAGGUUUGUCUCAGGAGAUUUAAAACCACUUGACUGAUUUUAGAAUUAAAUCCAUGCAGGAUCAUCUUAAUGAACUUGAAUAUAGAGUUCGCUGUCAUUUGACUCAGUGAGGUAAGUUUUCACAUCGUCACCCUAUUGAAAUAAUAAUUAAGUCAAUUUUUGACCAAAAUGAGUUUUUGGCCUAAAUCACCUUAUGAUAAUGUUGGCCAUCUCUGGUAAAAUCACCUAAAUCCUUAGUAGAAAGGAUCAUGGCAUGAUCUUAUUUUAAUAGGGUGAUGAUAUGUUCUUAUUCAUUUCUGGUUUUGAUGAUUUUGGCUUACAGCUUAUGAAAAUCAGAAAUACAGUUUCUGGCACAGUGAUAUAAUUGUCAGCAUAACAUUUGUUGGGAAUUUUGGCACUGUGGGCAGGUGCUAAGUCCUGCAGGAAGAAGGAAAUAGCAUCUUCCUAACACCUUGUGAGGAGAUGGAAACUCAGAGUGCUCUAAAAUCUCACGGCAGACAGGUGCAGGUUUUGGACUUGAUAAAACACACAGUACCAAUGCCAGCCAGUGAUGUGGCACCCCGGGUCAAGAAGUGAGUCCCAAACUUGUUAAUUAGAGUGGCAGACCUCUAUAGACAGGGUGUUAUUGAAUAAAGCUGGAAGUUAUUAGUUAUGUUUUAGACAAGAGGGGGUGAGCAGCCGAGUUUUGAUUUGUUUGCUUUGAGUGUGUGUGUUUUUGGCAAGAGCUUGAAUUGAUAUUUCAGGCAGACCAUGAGAGGGAGGAAGCAGGAAGUAUUGACUGAGAUAUGAAGCUGCUAUUUCAGGCCACUCCGGCUGGUGUGAAGGGUUCGAACUCUGGUUAUGUGAUGAUAGAGGUGUUCAGGAGGUUUGAUGAGCCGUGUUAUUGUUUACGUGUUGAUAGGUUGUGCUGUUUGGCCUGUGCACGCCGAUGUGAGGUUUGCUACACAUUUCCACCGCAGUCUGCCAGCUCAGCUCGGAUGACCUCAUUGUUUAUAUUACCGACAUCCACUCUUUUCUGCCUCUUCCUCUGUCUCAUCCCUCACUCCCACUCAUCCCUCCGUCCCUUUCAUGUUGUUCUCUCUAACUCCUUCCUGCCUUUUUUGACCCUCUUUUUAUUUAUUUAUUUAUUUAUUUAUUUAUUGACCAUGACUGCCACUGUUGAUAUUACACAACACCAUUAUGGCCUCAUGUCAACUGGCCCAGCGCUGAUCUGCCUAUCAUCUUACUGCUGCUGCUAUAAAUACUACAGAUGUCAGCACAGGAUUUCCUGUAGCAUCUGUGCUAAUCCCGUGCUAGCAAUGUUAUAUUUCCUGUAGCGUCCACUCUCAACUUAUAUGCACCAUGUGACACGAGCAAUAGUGCCCGAGUGAGACUCCUUGCACAUGUGCCGGUUCGAUCACUUGUGAGCGUGCAUGUGCAAACUGAGUCCACUCCUCAUGAUUUGUGUUUGUCUAUUUCUUAUUCUUAUAAUUUUAGAUGGAGCUCUGUGUUACAGCUGUUUGAAGGAUAACAGCAGCUUGACUAAGGUCAUUACUUUCAUCAGCGAGGGAGUCAGACCAAAAGACUUUGCAAUACUGCUGGGUCUGUGUUCUUGGUUUGAUGCUGAACUUUCUUAUUUUUCUACAUUCUUUGAAUCUCCUCUGGUUUCCUCCUCGGCCUGCCUCAGGCUAACUCCAAAUAAAAAAGAUUAUGAGGGGACUGCACUGGGACUGGGUGCUCAUCCAUCUGCAACACCGAUGCAUCUUUCUCUUCCUCUGCCGGCCUGUCAGUCAUGGCUCUAACAACAGGUGUUUCUAGAGGGCAAAGAUAACAGAGGAGAAGAACAAGACAGGGGGGAAAGGGCAGGAUGAACAGAUCGAGGGGCCAAGAGGGAAAAAGGUGUGCCUCAGAGGCAGCCUUUUCUGCUUAUGGAAAAAAAAAGAGAUAAUGAGUAGGAAAUUAAUCUGUUGAAUGAAUGAGUCAGACCUGCCCGCUCAAAUGUAGCAGCAAGAAAACUGAGGUUCAGACUGAGAAGCACAGAAAGAGGCUUUCCUGACGCUGCACUGACAGAUUUAGGAGCCUGCCUGGAGACAUGUCUGGACCCUCUCUCACAAACAAGUUUGGACUUUUGCUCUCUUGAGAACCACUUGUGGCGACAGUGCUGUGUUAGUCAGUAAUACUUUUUACUCUCUGAAAAGUUAAGUUAGUAAAUUUAAUUUCUUUAUCAAUGCAAUUUGAAGUGUUAUAUUUGCAUUCAUAGAGAUUUUAAAAACGAAUUCUUCAUUUUUUAUUUUUACUGUGCUUGGAAAUGUAACCCAAAUUAUGAUGCAGUAUAUAAGGUGUGCAGUUAAAAGUGUGCAUAAGUUGUCCAUCUAUAAAUUAUAAUCUUUUUUUGGGGUUAAUAAAGUGGACCAACAGUCCUGUGGAGUUGUAUUUUUAAUAUAUAUAAAAACAAAGCUAAUGCCAUGCUGGUAGACCAGAUUCAGAAUCUGUAAUAAAUAACCCAUAAAAUAUUACAUAGCUGAUCAAAUAGUAGAUUAAAUCAUCAAUUAAUUAGCAGAAUAUGAAACAGCUCUGGAUGAUUACGUUUCAAUCACUCCAUUAAUAAAGAAAACAAAACGCUCAAACGUUACAAAAAAACCCCACUUGUUAACUGAUUUUGUGAAGAAGAGGCAGGUAUAAAUAAGCUGUUGCUUCUUUCUGCCUCUUCUUGAAGCCAUCACUGUGUGUCUUUCUUUUAUUUUUUGUCAGCUUUUGUUGCCAUGAAGACAGUUUUUCUGUCUUUGUUUGCUUUAACAUUUUUGUGGAUGUGUCCAAGACAAAUAAAGAUCAAAUCUGGAGUUGUGUAGACAAAGUUUUAACAAUAACAGUCAUCAAUUUACCAAGAAUCGACUGUGAUUAACAGACUUAUAUAAUUCCUGCAUUAUUGAUAAAGACUGCAGAUGUAAUCUAUAACAGCCUCUGUCAUUGCUGAUGGAAAUAACAACAUUUAUAUAACUUUUUUCUCAGGUUCCUUUCUUUUAUCUCAUACAAUGAAGUAUUUUAAAAGAGUACUGUACCAUCUGUAUAUAUGUGGAAGUAUGUGUGUGUGUGAUAGACAAAGUUUGUUUUCACAGUAAUAAGACUGAAUGGAUGGAUGUUUGGACUACACUAUCUCCCUCUGUGUGCGCUGGCCUCUCGCCCCGAACUUUCUUUAUUUUCCUCUUCCUCUCUGUGCGUAAAGUCUGAGCUGUCAGGGUUUGAAAUCGUGCAGGUGCUGCUGCUCACUUUUCCUGGAAAGAGGAGCAGCUUCAGAGAGAGACACGAGUACAGUAGUUAUCUAUCUAACUAUCCGAACUUCUCCUACAUUCACCAUCUUUCCUUGUGAUUCUGUUUUCCCCUUCGUGUCCUCAGCUUUUCGUCUUCAUUUGUGAGCUUCAUUAUCAAACAGGGCAUGUCAGGACUCUUAAGGAGGCAUGAAUUGCUAAUGUGAACAUGCCCUAACUUGGGUAAAGCUUUUAUCUUCUUUCAAGCGCCCGCCACUGUCUCGGCUGCAGACCUGCACUGGCCCCUUGUGUUUAUCAGAGAGCAUUACACCGUGUUAGUAUGUGGAAAGUUUGUGUGCUCUCUGUCAGUGUCAGGGUUUUGUAAGACGAUGUGCUCAACCGACACUUUUUAUUGAAGCCUCUGCAUCCAUUUGGUUUGUUUUGACUUGAUAGCAGUUUUGUUGUUGUUUUAAAAGCCUGACCAUGAUUGGUUUAUUAAAAGGGAGAUUUAUGUGGAAUUUAACCAGGUUAGGUUCAGAAGAAUCGUGCAAACGUCAAACAGGACUGUCAUUUUCACGAGAAUCUCUUAUUUCUCGUCAAGCAUGCAUCAGUGUGCAAUCAGUUUCCUCUCCUCCUCUCUGCUUGUGUAACCACAGAGAGUGCCUCAUCAUGCCAAGUGAGUCUCUUUUGUUCAACAUCACAUCAAAGUUUCAGAAUACUCCUCUGUACCUCUUUUUAAUUCCUCCCUGCACACACUUUUCACCCCUUCAUGAAAAAACACAUCCUGAGAAGCACUUCCUGGACUCUCUCUGGGUCGACGUGUCGGUCUGCUGCUCACAUUCACUUAAAUAAAACUUCACUUCCCAUUUUGAUGUGUGUGUGUGUGUCUGUAUGCUGAUUGUAUCUUUGUCACUGUGAUGUUGCAUACAGAUUCUGUUAGCUAAUUCCGACACAGAUGCUGUGUGUCUAUAAGACCGUGAACUCAACAGAGAUUCACUUACAUGAGUGACAUGGCAAUACUCGGACACAGACAUGUGGAGGCUCAUUUUCCGCACCAAAACUCGCACAAAAGAGGCAAGUGGAUGUUUGUUUUAUCACGCUGGUGUCACUGACCUGAAGCUGGAGUAGAGUGAGAGUCUGUCAGUGUGGGUGGUGCAGCAGGGGGUUGAUGGAUGUGAGGAGGAUUUGGGGGUGGGGGGUUGCAGCAGGAAGCAGUGUGUGGGGUGAGGAUGGGUUUUUCUAUGUGUGUGUGUGUGUGUGUAAACGGAUGCUCAGCUGCCGUCUGAAAACUACAAGAAAAUGCAGGAGGACAGGUUUUUCUUCCACCUCCUUUAACCCUCAUUUGCACCUCAAAGGAUUAGCUCUGCCUGGUAAUUGAAACUCAUAAACUCUGGCUUUUAAUUCCAGCUUGAUCACACCUUCUAGAUGAUUUAUUUCAUGGCUAACUCUUAAACAGUAAAUUAAAUUCACUCUGAAAUAUUCUCAAGACCAUAUGGUGGGUUAAGUCCAGUGCUUUUCACACCAAUUAAUUUAGGAAGACUUUUAACUUGAGCUCUUCUCGGCGUUUUCAAGCAUGUGAGCUGCAGAAGUUCAGCAAAAUUGAAGGUUUUCUGAGCGGCAGUUUAACUUCGAGCCGUAGCUCCCCGCUGCUAACAGAAACGUGCUUAAAUCAUCGAGCAGGAAGGACGUGAGAUCAGUUCAAGAAAAGAGGAAGUGAAAACUCUGAGGGAAGAGAGGUUUCCUGACACUGGUGUGGCAACCAUCGCCAUGUUGCCCUCUUUACCCUCCUCUGUCUGAGUAUGAGUGUGUGUUUUACAGUUUGACCUACAAAGAAACUCUGUACAAACAAGCAUGUUCACUGCAACAAAUAGUCAUGUCCUAACACAAUAAUCUUCCCCUAUAGAAUGUGUCUCAUAUUUCCUGGAUAGAGAAGGAAUUUGCCAAUAUUAGAACCAAGGUAAGCUUUUACCACAUAACUGUACAUCUGCCUUUCUACCAGAACUAAUCUGCUGCAGCUCCUCUUCUUCAGAGCAAACAAGCUUAUUGUUGUUUUUCGCAUCUCUGCAUUACAGCCUUCUCACACUCUCGCAUAUUUUUCUACUAACAAUCUGCAGUCCUGACCUGAGCGUGUCCUGCGCUGCAGUGUAAUCACAUGCUGGUGUCUGCUGACAGCUCCAUCAUGCUGCUGUUUGCUCAAGAGAGAUGUUGACUCAUGGGUUGCACUCAUCUCUGUAUGAAAAGGCCUGUUCUCUCCACAGUAAGGGAUGUAUUUACUGUAUAUGAAUAAUAAAGCGAGAGGUGGCAGUGAGGAGAAAAAGGGUUAAGAGGCUGUUUAUAAGGGGCAGGAUGAGCAGGAAUAGACCAUUAUGAGAGGGACAUGUGCGACUAGAGACAGGAAAAUCUCUGUCAUCCACAAGUAAGUUGCCUCGACCUCAUCCUCCCUCGGCCUGCCUCCCCUUUUUCCUGUUGGAUUGUGGGUGACGUUAAGUGGCAUAAAUCCUGGUUUGGGGGUCGACAGAACCAUGCAGUAACAAGCUGUAUAUCUAUAUGCAACUUAAUCACCUGUCAUUAUCAGCCAGUAAUUAACUAGGACAGAUGUAUCAGUAUUGAAAACAAGUACAUUUUAAUACACCUGGGAUUAUUUGGAAAUGGUACAAUCACUCCAUGGAUGCUCCAAUGUGUAUCCGGCACAGACAUGUAGAUGAUAUCCUCUAAGGAGGACGGCUGGUGGUGCUAACUCUGCUAGCCUUUGUCACAGUCAGCAAAUCAAUUUGGCUAAAAAUUUACCGGCAGGCUCUGUGAUCUAAUAAUUGACAUAUUCCACUUUUUAUUAAAGAGUUUUGGAGUGGAAAGUAAAAAUCAAAAUCUUCAUUUUGACAAUAAAGAAAUUAGUUUCUUUCAUCCUGUAACCUCUAUUCACAUUUUUUUUUUCCAGAAAGCAGACUUAUUUCUAACUUAACUGUUUAUUAAUAUCGCACAAUCCACAAAGCAAAUGUCAACUUUCAUCCUAGAUAUGAAAAGAAACACCAAAACUAAAGCCCUUUAAAAUUGGUUCUGGUAUGAGUGUCAAAAUUUUAAUGUCUGCCAAUUCAACCAUGUCAAACUGAAAGAGCACCUUAGAUUCUUAACUAAAGCUAGUUCAGUUUCUCUCUGUCACUCUCACUCUGUCUCACAGCCACAGAUGUGUUUGUAUGUGUGUGUGUGUGUGGCGAAGUGUUUUUGUGUGUGGGACUUGUUGGGUGCAGGACUGUGAGAAUAAGUACAGGCUCUUCCUUCCUGCUCACUUUGGUUCCAGUUCAGUUCAGCUGCAGUCGGUCACUGAGGACACACACACACACUCUCAGGGCGAGGAGAAACACAGAGUGGGAGGACAGGAGAGAUAAUGGAAGAGAAGAUGGAGAUGAAGAGUUGAUAUAAGUUACAGCAGAGGGCCUCUGCGCAGAGAAUAGAUAGAGGGCAGAGGCUAAGAGAGAUUUUUCCAGAUUUACCUGCCGUCCACAGAACUGAUCCUGAUAUGAGUGCACAGUUGAGCUCAAAGUGUACUUGUGGUGAGAUGAGGUGAGGAGUUUUAGGAUGAUUUAUGCCAGAUAGAGCGGUGUUCGACUUGUUCAGGGGACUGUUAAGAUGCUGAAGCAGCAGUUGAAGAAGUGCUGAGAUGGAGAAGGAUAAGAGAAAGUUCAACCUUAGCCGCUUUCUGUCCCUCUACCUCUCCAAAAAGAACAAAGCUUUGACUGGCAGAGCUGCUCACUGUAACAGCCUCAAAUCAACAUCAGCUACCAAAAAGAGCUGUGACACACUACCUGCACCGAGGAGCUACUGGACGGUAAAGUGAUCACCCUUCAUCUUGAUCGAAUUUGAUGCAUCCUCAGGGAGCUGUUACUGUCGUUACGUAUUUGUUAAAAAGCAGAAAAUUGUUAUUUAUUCAUGAUGGAGUCUGCAGGCUCGUUGAUGUUAUCCGUGUUUGUGCAGAAACUCAGUCAAGCUGCAAGCCUGCACAUUUAAGCAAACUCUGGUUUCCUGUUGUCAAGUUAGAUACCGAGCCUCUGUGGCCUGUGGUGACAAAUAGUUAAAGCUCUCUGACAAAGGGAUUAAUAAGUACAUCACCCUUUUUAAAGUUUGCAGCUAAAGAUUUGUUUUUCAGUAACCAAAGAUCGGACAUUUGCUUUUGUGUGUAAAUACAGAAAACAAGUUUAUCUAUGAUUGCUAAAGUUUAUGAAAAUUGGUCUAGUUCCCAGAUUCAAGACACAUUUUAAUGAUACUUGCUUUUAUGUAACCCUCGGGCCAAAACAAAAAAGAAAAUCAAUCCAAAAUAAUGUUCAUAAUUUGCUUUGUUUCUGCUUUUGAAAUGAAAACAUCAUUCAGAUAUCAUGAUUUGUGUUGACUGAUAUAAAAUAAGUUUGCUGAGUUACUAUAUAACAGAUAAAUAGGAAAUAGAAAAUUAAGAUACACCCCAACUAUUAUUUUUCUCAAAUAUGCUCCCUGUUUUAUCUAAUUAGCGAUAAACAUUGUGUUGGGUAUUAAUGAAAUCAUUAAAAGUAACUGUAGAAAUAGGGUUAUGCAGAAUAACUGCUUGUAAAACAAUGCUACUCACAUUAUUGAUAUAUGUAAAUAAAUAUAUGUGAUUAAUCGAUUAUGAAGCCUUUUAUUAGUCACAUAAAAAAGAUUUCUUUUAAUCCCUAAUCCUUUUGAACUUUUCAUAAUUUGUGAGUGCAUCAAAACAAUUGUAAAUUGUCUGUAAUAAUCUGUAGUAAUCUGUGUCAAGAUCUAGAGGCACAUUGUCCGUAUCUUAUCUUCAAGCAUUAUACACUCUUUUAACAUGGGUGUUGAAGGGGUCUAGAGGAAGUCUAAAGCCGGCCACAAUUGGACACUGGAGGAACUUCAGGUUUUAGCACUUCUACAUUGACCUCAUAAUCUAACUCUGAGGUUGCUUCUUGUUUAUUAGCAUGUCAUCGUUCACCCAAUGACAUAUAUUUACACUCAGUGUGUGGCUGUAAGGAGCUUGAUGCAAAUAAAUGUCAUAUCCUGUUGUAUAAUUGACUUAAAAAAAAAAAAAGGUGUCCUACUUAACUGCCCCAAAUUCAAGAGUUUAACUGUUUUUAUGUAGUUGUGAAUCUCUGAGAAGUAAAAGUUCCCUCAACACCACACUGUAGGAAUUUUAGAUUCACCCCACAGGCUAUCAGAGUACCAUACUUCAUCUGUGGCCUGGGGCGUGAAACUCAAGGGAACCUGUGGUACAGAGAAGUUAAAAAAAAAACAGCAUCUCAAAAGAGGUUGUCAUACUUGAUGCUUGCUUGUUGAUGCUUUGUUGCUUUUCUGUUGGGUGUUGUUGGUUGAGGUUGACGCUAGCGCGCUGGUGUGGAGGAGCUGUCAGCUGUGUUGGUGCUCCACCCUGUGAAAACCCCAGUGAGCUUCUCUUUACAGUCCUUUGUGGUUUCACAACCUGUGUCCAAAAACACAGAACUGAACCACAGGAGGACUGUUAAGUUGCUCGGUUUAAAGGGAUGUUUUACUCUCUUGUAGUGACAGUGUUCCUGAUACUUCUGUAAACGCUCACUGACAAAAAGCAAUAGUGCAAUAACUCACUCUCUCUCUCUCACACACACACACACACACACACACCUCACUUUAUACUGUGCUUCCUUUUUCUUGAGCGUUUUAUAUCGAGAGUGCUAUUUAUGCAGGAGACACUUCAAUAAAAGACUUCUUCUUAUCUACAGAAAACAGUCUCUGACACACAUUCACUAUCUCAUUGUUGAAGACAUUUCUUAUUUUGAACUGACAGCUUUAUUAAACCGUCCACCUUUGUUUUCCGCUCCUCAGGACGAUGGAGACAUCAAGGAAAUCAACAUCACCCAUGUGGUCAAGGAGGGCUCGGAGAAGGCUGACGCUUCUCAAUUCGAGCUGCUCAAAGUUUUGGGACAGGGAUCGUUUGGCAAGGUAACGAAAAUUCUCAUAACCUCCCCCUUCACUCCUUUACUUCUCUUGAACUCGACAUACAUGAGUUUUGUUCUUGUUCUUUACAUUACAGGUGUUCCUGGUGCGAAAGGUGACCGCUCCUGAUGCGAACCAGCUCUACGCCAUGAAGGUGCUCAAGAAGGCCACACUUAAAGGUACGUGAACAUCAGCACAAAGUCUAAAAUCAUUUCAAAGAUCUUCCAUUUUGGCUUUUGUGGUGAUUGAAUUGUUUACCUUCAUGUGGCAGAUGCUCUCAGUUUCAUGUAAGAGGGCGUAUACUUUCCCCUCAUAGUGGAAUCGUGUAAGCCCACCACUUACAGGUUGUUGUUUUUUUUGUUUUUGUUUUUUUUUCACGUGUGCAGGCAACUUUUUUAAAUGAACAGCCUGUACAGUGUGAUUCUCCCAUAUAUGAUGUGGUUGGUUCAAACAGUGCAGGUGUACACUUUCUUUCCCUUUCUGUUCAUACUUGAGGGUUUAGAAACCUGCAUGCACUGAGUUUGUUCACAGUUCAUCCAUAUCAACAUGCGUGCUAGCACUCAGUCACUUUAUAACAUAUUUUAAUCCUUUAACAAGAUAUCCCCUGUACUUCAAGAAGAUAUACUGAAUUGUGCUUAAUUACCCCACAGUGAGAGAUCGCGUGAGGACCAAGAUGGAGCGAGACAUCCUGGCAGAUGUAAACCACCCGUUUGUUGUCAAACUGCACUAUGGUGAGCAAGCACUCCCUUACUUAACUUCUCAAACCCCCCGAACUUCUCUAGAUAGAGUGGGCAGAGACAUUGGCAAAGCUUGUCUAAUAGUCACGCAUGUAUUUGCAGCAUUCCAAACUGAGGGCAAAUUGUACUUGAUCUUGGACUUUCUCAGAGGAGGAGAUCUCUUUACUAGACUCUCCAAAGAGGUGAGGGUCAUUCCUUAGAUUUUUGUUGUCCUGUUUAUUUGUAUCAUUAUUUUUUAAGUCCCUUUUCAAGUUUUUUUUCCCCCCCUCAAAGUUUCUUCUCCUGUCUGGUUCCUCUUAGGUGAUGUUCACAGAGGAGGAUGUCAAGUUUUAUCUAGCUGAGCUGGCACUGGGACUGGACCACCUCCACGGCCUGGGCAUUAUCUACAGAGACCUCAAACCUGAAAAGUAAGAACCAAAGAAACACUCUAGAGAAAUUAAAGUUGAUCUAUUUUAAUUCAUAUGUCCCUGAGCAGAAAAGCAUUUAGAUUUAGGCUUUAGGCUUUUAUUUUGAGGGAUUGAGAUUAAGAUAUGUAGCCUACCACAUAUGCCUCUCACAACCUGAGAUGGAUAGGAACAGAUGGGAGAGCCAGCACACCACCAGGGUUAUCAAGUGGGCACCUCACUAAAUCAGGCCAAUAAGCUCUGGCAUCCCGAACCACCCUCCUCCAUGUCAAUUCCCUCUGCCAACCACAGCAACAAGCAGAACCUCUUUAAAAAACUACACUACCCAUACAACAUUGCCACAGUUAUCUUUUAUGCAACCCUGCCUCAUUAAGUGUUUGCUUAUCUUUUUAAUGCUCUGUGUUAACCCUGCGCUAUUAAGUUUCAGCGUGUAGUCUUACUACUCUCCCUUUUAAUAUGGAGUCUAAUAUGCCUGACUGCAGCCCAUGCCUCAGCUGUUUCCCAUGCUUGUGGUCAACAAACCCAGUUUAGGAAACAUUAAGAGUAUCUUUGACAUAUUUAAAAGAUAGCUCAGACUACAGCAGAGCCAAAAAUAGGAGUUUGAUGUCUUUAUUUAUUUAAAUGUUCUCGUCUCUAAAACAUUCAUGUACUGAUAUCUGAUGAUGUUUUUUAGUAUUCUCCUGGAUGAGGAGGGACAUAUCAAACUUACAGGUGAGUCUGCUGCUUCCUCUUUUCUUACUUUAUCUCUGACACACACACACACACACACACACACACUUCCCUCCUCUCUACCUCAUUGACCUUCAUUACUCACGCUGGGGAAGCAGCCUUAUCUCACUGGCUCCAGAUAUCUACAUACACGCCAGCACAUGCUCUUCAAGUUAAUUAUUACACUUUAUCUCUUUGUCAAUCUCUGUAAUCACAUUUGUUUACCCCCCUGCGGGGUCCACCCCAUCACUGGCUCAGAGGUGACUCUGAGAUUACAGAGAGGUAAUAUUACAGCUAACACUGAUGAAGCAUGAAGGUGGUAAAUGCCGACAUGGAUUAAACUCUGCAGCUUUUUCAGGGAAGAUUACAUACGGUUAAUAAUCUUUUUUUUAGAUUAAAUCCCCCCUAAAAAUGAAGACAACUUAAAAAGUGCUGUAAAUAGAUGAUGAAAGAUUUGUUUUUUCAUGAAUAUCAAACAAAAAGUUGUAUCUUCUGCAUCCUCCAGAUUUUGGCUUGUGUAAAGAGGCCAUCGAUCAUGAGAAGAAAGCGUAUUCCUUCUGUGGCACUGUGGAGUACAUGGCACCAGAAGUGGUGAACAGACAGGGACACACCCACAGCGCCGACUGGUGGUCAUUUGGAGUACUAAUGGUAAGCAGAAAAAUAAAGCUCAUUUAGUGAAGUGUGAAUAAAAAUCAUAUAUUCAUCUUAUGCAGACAAACAUCACAGCUGUGCUUCAUGUUUUCCAGUUUGAGAUGUUGACCGGAUCGCUGCCGUUUCAAGGGAAGGACCGCAAAGAAACCAUGAACCUGAUUCUGAAGUGAGGAUUUGUUUGACUUAAGCACAAGCAGAAUUAGCAUCCUUUUGUUAAAUACAGUUUUUGAUAAUAGGAUCCAGUACUUAAUCUAUACUUACAGGUGUCUCUCUUUCUUCCUGCAGGGCGCGGCUGGGGAUGCCUCAGUUCUUGAGUGCAGAGGCCCAGUCUCUGCUCAGGGCCCUGUUCAAGAGAAACCCCAUCAAUAGACUGGGUUGGUAUCACCUCAGGAGCAUGAUAUUUAGAAAUGGCAACAUAACCUUUUCUUUUUUUUGUUGUUGUUGUUGUUAUUUAGAAGAAGGGGAAGAUUAUUGACUGUGUUUUUAGGCCCCAAACUUCGAAAUCUGCUGCCUCUGGAUAUCUUAAUGGAAAGCUGUCUGGAGUUCUUGGAGUUCUUCUUUUGACUCUUAAGUUUUUGUCUUUGUUUUAAUGAUGUUCUUAUGUCUGGCAUCUUUUUUUUUCUUUAGCUUUUUUUAUUCUGGCAGCACUUUCAGCUGUAUAUCUUGCAAGAGUCGAGUCUUAGCUGAGAGUAAAACCUCUUCUCUUGAUGUUUUUUUUUUACAGGAUCUGGAGCUGAUGGUGCAGAGGAGAUCAAACGGUAUGGUUUCUUCUCCACCAUAGACUGGAAUGUGAGUGUCUGUCAUUAAAAGAUUUUUCAACUCUUUUUUAUUAUCAUUAUGUUAUUAUUUGGUGAGUAAACUCUUUGGCUACAGCUUGUUUAAAAUCCUGCUUCGUACCUUUUUAGAAACUCUUCAGAAGAGAAGUAAAGCCUCCAUUCAGACCAGCAGUGGCACGUCCAGAUGACACCUUUUACUUUGACUCCGAGUUCACCUCCCGCACUCCUAAAGGUCUUAAAUCAAGUUUAUUGUCCACCUGUUAAAUCAGUCUGUCACAGUUCCCUUGUUUUCCUCUCUCAGCUUAUAAAUAAAUCAAUGCACAACACCAUAAAGAUGCAAUAUCUUUUUAUGAUAACUGUGCUUAUAAAAAAUAUAUAUAAUCUUUCCAUCUUCAGCAUUACGUAGGAGAAAUGUUCCUCUUUUUUUUUACAUGACUGGAAUUGUAUUUUUAUUUCCCAGACUCCCCUGGUGUACCCCCCAGUGCCGGAGCUCACCAGCUCUUCAGAGGUUUUAGCUUUAUUGCAUCAACGCUGUUGGAUGAGGAAGGUUCAGUGGAGCCGGUGCAGCCUCCUCCACACCCAGUGGUCCAGGUCAGAUUAAUAAGAUGAUUCACUGUGAUGAUUUUUGUCUGUUGUAGUUUCGAUGUUCGGCCUCAGAAACCAUCACGUAAUACAAGUAAAGGGGGACAAAAGUGUUUCUAAACUUAGAUUUAAUUUCCGGCUGACCCCUGGCGUCAUCCAUCAUCUUCACUACUACCAUUGUUCUUUCAAACUGUGAGUCAUCAUUUCCAUAUCAACCCUCUCUGCAGCAACUACACGGAAAGAACUUGCUGUUCAGUGACGGAUACGUACUGAAGGAGGACAUCGGCAUGGGUUCUUUCUCUGUCUGUAAACGAUGUAUUCACAAAACCACCAACACAGAAUACGCUGUCAAGGUAUGAUUAAAAGAUACGGCAACAAUUGAGGUCAUGUGGUUGUAAUUUUAGCUCGUACCAUCUCAGGAGAGCUGUGAGCAGAAAGAAACUGAAGCACAAAUGUGGAUUCAAUAAUUUGAGCUUUACAAAGUGCUUUUGUUUCUCUGACUGACAGAUGAUUGACAAGACCAGCACAGACCCCUCUGAGGAGAUUGAGAUCCUUCUUCGAUAUGGACAGCACCCGAACAUCAUCACCCUGAAGGAUGUGAGUUAAAAAAAAAAAACAUGCUUACUUUGGACUGUGGGUGUAAACAGCUGCUGAUUUAACUAUGUGUGUUUGUGUGUCAGGUGUAUGACAACAGUAAGCAGGUGUUCCUAGUGACAGAGCUGAUGCGCGGAGGAGAGCUGCUGGAUCGGAUCCUCAAGCAGAAGUUCUUCUCAGAGAGAGAGGCCAGCGCUGUGCUUCACACCAUCACCAAGACGGUGGAGUACCUGCACUCGCAGGGGGUGAGGAUGCUAUUAAACACUCAAAACCUUUCAGGGUCCCUCGUCUCGCCUCUUAAAUAAUCAAUGACCAUAGACUGUAUAUCGAACGGACAGAGUCUGCCUCCUCACUGGGUGAAGCCACUCUGAGAACAGCACCCUCUGGUGAUGGACUGCAGUAUUGGUCAUAAAUCCCGCCUUCUUCAGCAAAGUUUAUUGAGCUGUGGACAAACUUUAGAAAUUAAUUACACAGAACAUAUAUUUUUUUCCCCCUUGUUUGUGAUGUUGACAUGUUGUUAUUGUAAGACUGGUUUGUGCUCCAGUCCUCUUUUUUCUGUGAAGCUCCAUUUUUAAAAGUUAUUAGGGGGUUCGUGUUUUCUAUGAUUGACACUUGAUACAACCUAUGGGCGUUCAGGGAUUGCAUAGCUCACCCGUGGGUCAUCACUGCGACUCUCUGUGACUCUCCCGCCAAAUGUGUACAACGCUACUGCACAAUGUUGGUUUCAGAAAAAACGCAGUCACCAAGAGCUUUUUGGAUUCAAAUCCGUAUACUAGCGGAAGGCGGAACCAAGUUGUCCAUAGUAUAUACAGUCUAUGUCAGUAACCUGCAAUUCAAAUCUUAUCUUAAAACGUACUCACUGUCUCUGUCCUCGUGAUUAUCUCCUUUCAUCCUCCAGGUGGUUCACAGAGACCUGAAACCCAGUAACAUCCUCUACGUCGACGAGUCAGGUAAUCCGGAGUCCAUCAGGAUCUGCGACUUUGGCUUCGCUAAACAACUGCGAGCCAACAACGGCUUGCUGAUGACCCCGUGCUACACUGCUAACUUUGUAGCUCCUGAGGUAAACAGAAGGGUUUACAGAGGCUGUGAAGAUGUUAUUUAAAUGAGCCAAACUAAAACUUUUGAAUUCAUUGAAAUUAAAGUAAUUGGUGAAAUCUGUGUUUUUAUCAUCUGUUUUUUUAGGUGUUGAAGCGUCAAGGCUAUGAUGAAGGAUGUGACAUUUGGAGUCUUGGAGUCCUGCUAUACACAAUGCUGGCCGGGUAAAUAACACUUGAACCUCUGUGACUCAGCAGACCUGUUUUCUCUCAUUGCCCUACUCGCUCGCUCACUCUGUCAUCUCUCUUUUUUUUCUCUUGUCUCCAGUUUUACUCCAUUUGCUAAUGGACCUGAGGACACCCCUAAUGAGAUCCUGAACAGGAUAGGCAACGGUCACUUCAGUCUGACUGGAGGGAACUGGGACACUGUGUCUGACGCUGCCAAGGUGGAGCUGAAAAUCCGAUUUUAUGUUGUUUGUAUCUGUCAGUUUUGUUUUCUGUCCAGACAUCAGUUUUACAGUUUUUCACCAAAUGUGUGAUUGUUGCAGGAUCUUGUGUCCAAGAUGCUUCAUGUGGACCCUCAUCAGAGACUGACGGCUAGGCAGGUACUCAAACAUCCCUGGAUCGUCCAAAGAGACAAACUCCCCAACAGCCAGCUUCCACACCAUGACCCCAAACUGGUCAAGGUAACAGAGCUUUGUGUUGAGAUAGUUUUUGAUACACAGAUCAUCACAUAAAACUGUUGAAUACUGCGAAAUAACUGUUAAACUGUUUAUUUGGACUACAAUCACCAUACUGCUUUUUUUUGUUGUUGUUCAGGGUGCAAUGGCAGCCACCUACUCCGCUCUGAAAAAGUCUCAACCAACUCCAGAACUCAAGCCUAUUGAGAGCUCCUUCCUGGCCCAAAGGCGGGUGAAGAAGCUUCCCUCCACUUCCCUGUAGAAACUCUUCAAAAAAAAAAUUAAAAAAAACAGCCAAUCAGCUCGCUGGAGGCUAACAAGAAUUGCACCUCCUGGCUCCAACCGCCCAGUCAGCUUGCAUCGGGGACUCAGCAUCCACCCCCCCUCUACCAGCCAAGGAACACUGACUGUGGUCCUGCCCCCAUCUUGUGACAUCACUCGCCCCCUUCUUGCUCCUGUAUCAUCCUCCUCAUUGGCCGGUCUUUAGACUAGCAGAAAAAUACUCUGAAAAUAGAUGGGGGCAAUUAGGGCAAAAUAAGGUGCAGGUUUUGGCAGAUGUGUAAGUGUGUGUGUGUGUGUGUGUGUGUGUGUGUGGGUGGGUGUGUGUGUGUGUGUGUGUGGGCGUGAGAAAGUGUGUGUGCGAAUGACCUGCCUCAGAGUCAAUGCAGCCAUGUUUUGGAUUGUGACGACAGUUUUUCUCUCCUCAUCACUGCUGUAAUCGGUUGUCACUCAGCUUGCUGCACGCCUGUCUGUCUGCCUGUUUUGUUGUAUUUUGUCUUCUUUUUGUAAAGUUGAUGAGCUUUAUAUUUCCGGUCGUGCUGCCAAAUCAAAAUGUGCCGACAGCACGUAACCAGAGUACUGUCCAACUGCUUUUAAAUGUUUUUGAAAGAGCAUAAUUAAUAUGAAUAUGAAACAUUUCUGCCAUAAAUGCCUCUUUUGGCUUGGUACAGCCAGAAUAAGUGGAUUCUGGGAAAUGUCAAUGCUGAUGUUUCGUUAAUGUCAAUCUAUGCUUGUUUUUGUUUUACAGAGAGAGUGUAUGUGUGGUGUGUGUUAGUUGCAUGACUUGCAGAGUGUGUGUAGUGUCUUGCUGGACGCUGCAGGGUCACGUGCAUGGUCCGGUGAUGUGAUGAUGUCAUGUGGCUUCCUCGUUUCUCUCCCUCUUCUCUGCUUGGUCAACUCGCUGGCAACCAUUUGAGAUGUCUCUUAUUUUUAUUACUACACAAACUAGUAACAUUAGGUGGCUUUCUGUGAAAGAAAACUUGCCCAAAGGAACAAUGUGGCAUGUUAAAAAAAAUCUAUAUUUGCUUUGUUUUCCUGUUUUUCCACUGUGUUUCUUUGAUAAUGCAUAUUGAAUGCUGUUUCCUGUGUUGACUGCUUUUGUUGUUGACUGUUUUUCUUUUCUUUUUGUCCAAAGAACGUGGUGAUUAAAAGUAGUUAAAGAUACGCUGAGCACAUCACAAUCUGUGAACUCAAUGCCCCACAGGUCUCUCCUUCUUCUUUAAAAUAGAAAAGGGCAGAAAGGGUGGUUUUUUUUCUUCAUUUGAGCACUCCAAAAAAGCCACCCAAGCCCCUUUGAAAACCCUGACAGAUCAUAAAAGAUAUGCCUUUAACCUGACGAAACAGUCUCAGUUAAAUCUUGCAUUCAUUUUUUUUUGAAUUUCCAUUGACUGGCUUCAUAGGGGAAGUCCUGUUUUAUAGCUCAGUGCCUGGACCUAGAGGUGAGGCAGAAUGUCUUACAUGGAUUAAACAUGAGGAAAAAACGUCUGUAUAUGUGUCAAAGGAAAGACCUGUGUGGCCAAAGAAUCAAUGAACCAGCUGUCUUACCUCAAAAGGGAUCAAAGUGAUGUUAUAAUUCUUGUUUGGUGGCAAAACUCCCUCUUUUGACUAAAUUUAUGGUAAGAUGUUAUUGUAUGAUAAAGAUGAAGAUUUUUAUAUCUUACAAAUAUUAAAAAUUCAGUUGCUAUGACAAA
This is a messenger RNA of Xyrichtys novacula (pearly razorfish), 45761 nucleotides long. The record is from the annotation of a GenBank genome assembly. NCBI's taxonomy places the organism in Eukaryota, Metazoa, Chordata, Actinopteri, Labriformes, Labridae.